Messenger RNA from Podarcis lilfordi (Lilford's wall lizard), 65889 nucleotides. The record is from the annotation of a GenBank genome assembly. NCBI's taxonomy places the organism in Eukaryota, Metazoa, Chordata, Lepidosauria, Squamata, Lacertidae.
AUGCCGGUGGGUGGUGAUUCCUUCGCUGGGCAGUCGCGCCGUUGCCCUUUCCGGACGCAGCAUCAGCCUUUCCCCACAUCCAUCUGCCGUUGUCGUUUCUACUGCCGGGAAAAGAAGGAGAUGGACUCGCCUUCCGGGGAUUCCUAACGAUCGGGCCCAGUUUGAAAGACGCCCGCCCUCGGCCCCGUUGCGACUCGGGAGGCGCCCCUCCCGCAAAACGGGGUGACGAUGUGGAAGGGUGCUGCUCAAGGCGCGGGGUGCUCUGCGCUGGGAUUGGGGCGUUACCGGAUCUGUGGCUUGGCACAGGCUUCUCUUGGCGGCCUUGGUCAUGUCACUUAAGAAAUGCUGGUUUUAAAGGGAUUAUCAUUAUUAUUACUAUUAUUAUUAUUAUUAGUUUGCUAGUAUUUAUAAAGCGCUUGAUCGCAGGAAAAAACAACCUCCAAGCAAUUUUUAGGGUACUGUGAGGUAUGGGCAUAGUCAGGAUGGUGCAGGGGGGCAGCUCCCGCCCCUCCCAUCAAGUAAAUACUGUAAAUAAAAAUACUUAACUAACUGAUCAGUUGUGUUGCAGAUACUGUAACUUGGUUCUGCACCCAACCCCUUAACAUAAGGCCUGCUCCCCACCCCCCCAAAAAUAACACCCAUACUGUGAAGUGGUGUUGGCACCAGAUUUGCAACGUGGUUUUGCCACACACAUUAUAGUGGUUCUUAAACUGCUUCUGCUCGCUGCUGCUAUGUGGCCCGCCUCUCUUGAUCCAGUUUUAAGUCUUCCAUAAGGAGGGCGUGCUGCCACGGUUUGCCAAGCCAGGGAGAUCACACUAACGAUGAGCUGUUCGUUUUAAAUCAAGUCGGGGGAAGCAAAUUAAGAGGUUCCCAAUAUUGAAUAAAUGGGAGCCAAAGCUGUAUGUUUUGCUUCACCUGAGAGUGUCUGUGAAGGUUUAAAGUGUUUUUAUCCCUCUCUUAAGCGCAAAAAAGUCUCAAAGCCUCUUACACAUAUCAGUGAUAAGACCAGCUUUUGCCAACCUGGCAACGUCCAGAUGUUUUGGACCACAAUUCCCACCAGCAGUCUGGUUGUCUCUGAGUAAUAUCUGUGCUUUAGAGGAAGGGCGGUAUAGAAAUUUAAAUUAUUAUAAUAUAAUAUAAACCCUAAGCCUGAAGCCUUGACCACCAUCCCCUGUUGUUUUUCUUCAUCGCAACCCCAAUGGGUAACCUGAUGGCAGCAACCCAUUGCCUCUCAGACUGCAGUUAUGAAAAACCAAAAUCGAAUCCUAGUGUUGUAUUCCACCCUCACAGGAUCACUUUGGGAAUUGAUCCCUAGGAGCUGAUGUUACAACAGGACUGCUAAUCUGUGUAUUGCUUGGUUGUGAAUGCCUCCUUCCUUGAGCAAGGCCUGAUAGUGUAUAGGAUCCUGCACACAGUGCCCCUCACAUGCAAGUACAAGAAUACAUUUUAAACGGAGUGUGAGGAUCCCUUCAAGAACAUUUUGUGAUCUUCAAGUGACGCAUUAAAGAACAAGUUGUAUUAAGGUCUCCCACAGAGCCUAGGACUUGCUGAUCAAAAGGUCGGCGGUUCGAAUCCCUGCGACGGGGUGAACUCCCGUUGCUCGGUCCCAGCUCCUGCCAACCUAGCAGUUUGAAAGCACGUCAAAGUGCAAGUAGAUAAAUAGGUACCGCUCCAGCGGGAAGGUAAACGGCGUUUCCGUGCACUGCUCUGGUUCACCAGAAGCGGCUUAGUCAUGCUGGCCACAUGACCCGGAAGCUGUAUGCCAGCUCCCUCGGCCAAUAAAGCGAGAUGAGCGCCGCAACCCCAGAGUCAGUCACGACUGGAUCUAAUGGUCAGGGGUCCCUUUACCUUACUUUAGUGAAAGUGUCUCGUUUGAAUAAACCUUUCAGCUUCUAGCAAAGAUGGAAGUGACUUGAAUCCAUGGAAAGAUUCUAGGGGUUUGGUCCAUCUUAUGUCAUCCAGUUCUGUUUGGCCCAUCCCUGAUAUAGAACAGAUUAUGUGUCUUGGAUUUCAGGCCUCUCUCCAGUUUCAUCUUUAUGAAUUGUGUUUUUAGAGGUGCUAAGAAAAACUGGUUAGUAAUGCAAGAUCUGGCUCUUUUUGCUCCUCCCUCUUCUCCCUGCCCUCCCCCAGUAGACUCCAGUAAUAUUACACAGUAAGCCACAGGGACAUACAAUUCUCUCAGGGCUGGGCUGUUUACGAAGGUUUCAAGUUCUGCCACAACUUUUAAACAUCCUGGGUUGGGUACAUACUUCAUACUAUGAAGAGAAAGAGUACUGUUAACCUGUCUACUGAGGGGUGUUGUUGUUUACUAUAAAAUGGCUAUUUUAUAACUCAGUGUUGUAAAUGUCUCUUUAAAAAAGAUAGUCUAGUUAAAAUUGAAAUACAAAUUAAACACACAAGUGUUUUUAGACUGAAGGAACGGCCCUCUAUAAAGCAAAUAGUUAAAAACUGUUCUUCUGCAUAAGCAGAAAAGCAGGAAAAAUAAAUAUUUUGAGGCCAAACAUUAAUAUGGCACAAUAAACAUUAUUAUGGCCUUCAUUCUAGGACCAAUGAAGUAUCUAGUCAUCUCUGAACUUCAUUCCAGACCCAGAAAAUGCCAUCCUGGCUGAUCAUCGACUUCAUCAACCCAAAUUAUCUCUUUAACUGUGUUAGCUCUGCGAUUUGCUCUGUAGUAUCUGUUUUCUAUCAAUAAGGACAUUUCCUUUUCGUCUUAUGAAAAGAAGCUGUUUGCUUUUUUUGCAGGGUGGAGAGAAUGGGUCCUUUGUUGUCUUUAAAUAGACAUUACAGGUCAAGUGUGUUUUUGAUUGUAACGGAUUUUAGCUACUUUCUGUUCUUGUGUAGAAAUACUUUCUGUUUCUGGUGUGGGGCAAGGCAGGAAAGAAAGCAAAAGUGAAAAAAGACACCCCCACCCCAAAAAAGAGUCCUGUUGGAUCAGACAAAUGCCUAUUUAAUCUAGUGCCUUGUUGCUUGCAUUGGCUAUUCAGAUAUCUACCGCAUGAGUAGGACUCAAAGGCAAUAACUAUCUCCUUCUGUUCCAGUAAAUAAUAUUCAGAAAGCAGCAAUACUAUAAAAUAGUAGUGUAAAUGUUCCAUGUAGAUGUAGUGUUAAUUACCUAAUUGUUUAGGAAAUGCAUGAAGUACCAAUAGAAUUUCCUAAAUCAGCCUUCCCCCACCCACCUUGGUGAUUUAAAUUGCCUUGAUUUAAAUUAAUUCGCCCCGACUGAAGAAAAGGAGAACAUCAUUUUGGCUGACAAUGUAUUCUUAAAGAAAAUGCAUCUACAACUUGAUCCCAACAUUUAAACAAAGUCUCAGCAAGUUAUGUUCAUGUGCAUACGCUCAAAGUCUAUGGAGCACAGGUUUAUGGGUGCUGCAGUUGACAUCAACCUGAAAUUUAUUUAUUUGUUGCAUAAAUUUCAACAUUUUAACAAGGUAUCCAAACCCAAGCAGUUAAGGUCAAGCUUUGAUACUAACUUUUAUUAUUGUUUAAUAAACUAGUUUUUAUAACAUCAAUGUGCAGUUGCUCAGUGAGAGAUAUUUCAAUGGCCUCUCCAUUCUUUCUCCUUGCUAUUUCAGAAACAUGAAUUCUUUGUAGACAUGACCUGUGAAGGGUGCUCUAAUGCCGUCACCCGUGUUCUCAACAAGCUGGGAGGUGAGUGGUACCUGGCAGACCACAAGACUUGAACACUCAAGACUUCUUCUUGCACUUAGCGUUAUGCUUAAAGUAUUCCUGCUUGCAUUGUUUGAGGCUCCUCACAGGGUCUCUGCCAUGGGAGCAUAUUCACCCAGUGCUUUUCCAGCUGCACUGGCUCCCAGUGGAGUACAGGGUCAGAUUUAAGGUGCUGGUUUUGACCUUUAAAUCCUUCACGGCCUAGGACCCUCGUACCUACAGGACCACCUCUCCUGGUAUGCCCUGCGGAGGACCUUAAGGUCCAUAAAUAGCAACACCCAAGAGGUCCCAGGCCCUAAGGAAGUUAGAUUAGCCUCAACCAGAGCCAGAGCCUUCUAACUUGGUUUGCAGUUGUCAGUGCAGCAUGCUAGAAAAUGUUCCAACUCAUAGUGCAUUCAUCUUUGCAUAUCGUAUUUUCAUUGCAGGGUUUUAAAAAGAUUAAAUGAGCCACUUAAAUGAUGUGCAGCUUUUGCUUCAUUCUUUGCCCCAGCUGAAGUAGCAAGCAACUUCUAGAGGGCUUGCUGCUUUGCUCCUAAUACAGUGGUACCUCCAGUUACGAACUUAAUUCAUUCCGGAGGUCCUUUCUUAACCCGAAACCGUGCUUAACCUGAGGCGCACUUUCGCUAAUGGGGCCUCCCGCUGCUGCCAUAACGCUGGCGCGCGACUUCCGCUCGCAUCCCAGGGCAAAGUUCGCUACCAGGAGACCUACUUCUGGGUUAGCGGAGCUCAUUACCCAAAGCGUUCGUAAGGAGGACAGUACGUAACCUGAGGUUCCACUGUAGAGGUAGUUAGUCAGUAACUAAAUAUUGAUUGUUGCUGGAAUGUUUGUCUUUCAUCCCGUGUCCCUUAGGACUGCGUAAUUUCCUCUUCUAGACAGUUGUCCAGUCAACUUUAUUCUCUUUACAAGAUCAAAGGCUUACUCCAAAACUCAUUUAAAUCAUUGACGCAUAACUCUGGUUGCUUCUGCUCUGCAGUAGGAGAGCUGAAUCUGCUGCUGUCUUUAUCACCUUAGCAAGCGUCUAAUCUCCUGUCCUCCAUUGGUGUCAGCAUAACUGUUGCAAGACAUGGAAGGUUGCCCCCACGCAAAGGAUUUGCUACACAUAAAUUUCUUCCACGUUGGGACAGAAAUGAACCUCAUUUGCCUCACAGUUAUCUGCAUUUCAUUCUGGCGGCAUAUACUGAGAAGCUGCAUGGUGCCUUUUUGUGUAUAUGUGACAUGUGGGGUGUGCCUGAAGUCCCCAUGUGUGAUUCCUUGCAGUUUCCUACCCCGAUGUUACUUCCCCGUAGGAAACCACCAGCCUUGAUAAUGUUCCUCCUUAUAAAAAGUUUCCUUGGUAUAGAAAGCUAGCAUGUGCAAGGUGUUCUUCUUUCACAAGAACGCCUUUCAGCUGUAGACAACUGAUGUUGCAGCCAGGGAGAAUCCAGCUCCCAACCAUCUUGGAUUCAAAGCAUAUGGCCCUUCCUAAGGGAAAAUAGUCUAAUGGAAGGAGAAAUAAGGGUGAAAUUCUAAAGGAAACAUCUGUCUCACUACAAAAGCCCAAUACAGAGAAGUCCUUGGUCCAUCUCGCUCAGUAUUGAGAGGCAAUGGUUCUUCAGGGUCUUAGGCAGGGCUUUUUCACAUCACAUCAUCUGCUACCUGGAGAGGAAUAUGGGAAACUCCUUUUACACAGAGUCAGACCAUUGGUCAGUCUCUCAGUAUUUUCUUAAGCUGACCGGCAGUUGCUCUCCAGGAUUUCUGACAGAGGUCUUUCCCAGCCCUACCUGGAGAUGCUGGGGAUUGAAGCUGAGACCUUUUUGCAUGAAUGCUCUACGAGUUUCCCAAACUUGAUUAUCCAGCAGUUGGUGGACUACAAUUCCCAUCAACCCUAGCUGCCAAUACCAAUGGUCAGAGAUGAUGGGAGUUGUAGUCCAACAACAGCUGCAGGCCCAAGUUUGGGAAACCUUGUGCUCUACCAUCAAACUAAACCAUCUUUUACUCAUUUUUCAAUGCUUAAGAUGUUUUCAUGGCUCUUUUGAUGAUUUUAUCCCUGUACUCCGUCUUACUAUAGCUUUCUCAUAGUGAAGAUUACAAAUUUGUAAACAAAUAAGCAUAAGAUAAAGUACAGCCCCACCUCAACUGAUGGAUAUAUUGCAAGUUAUAUAGACUAUCCAUUUGACAUUGCCACUCAUUCAAGAAGGUGGGAGAAUAAAUUGCGGGAAGGAGACUUCAAAUUUCCAAUGCUGCUUCUGUACACUGUGUCCUUUCUUUUCAGGUGUUCAGUUUGAAAUCGACCUGCCCAACAAGAAGGUGAAUAUAGAGUCAGAGCACAGUGUUGACACCUUACUGAACACCCUGAAGAAAACUGGGAAGGAUGCCUCCUACCUUGGAGACAAGUAGCCACACAGGAAGGCUUGACCAGUAGGGCUACUGUGCUUCAGGAAAGGUCAGUUGCUAGGAAUACUCUUAAGCCACUCAGGGCAGAAUGCUCAAGAUGAGAAGUAUACUGAAAACAGCAACCCCCACAUUGUAUAAGAAACAAAAUGUAUGAUGUGACAGAAAUCUUGCUCAGAGUUUCCCUCCUCCAGUGACUUCAUAGACUGGACUGAAGUGAGGGCAAGGAAACUCUUAACUGGAUGACUUCUCUUUUAUAUAUAAUAUCAGAGGAGGAGAUAGAUCCUGUGCCAUAUAUAAAAACUUUCCCUGCAAGCCCUGAUAUUUUAUGUCCAUUGAAGCCGGCCUCUUCUUUUGAAGUAGAGGAGCUGGUGCUGUAUACAAGCUAGGACUCAAAUCCAGCAAAUUGUGCGUAAAUCAUCUGCGACUGUGUGUGCCAGGCAUUUUGAAACCCCGCAAACCAGCUGUUUGGCAAGGACAGGGGCAACUGAAUCCUGCGACUCCCAAGGAUCUUCUCAGUGGGAUUUCAGCCUUGUUUAAAGGAGGGAUGUUUCUGGGCUCUGCUCCCAUUGGACCCAAACCAGCAUGGCCAGCAAUAAAAGAUGAUGGAAACUGUUACUUGACAAUAUCUGGAAUGCCACAGGUUCCUCAACUGGCUUCAUAGUCUAUACACGUGGAUCCAUUUGUGGAACUGAUUUUACAGUGCCUGUUUAUUCUAGCUCAUCUGGGUGUGCAUAUCUUGAUUGGGCCAUGAAGCUUUGCAGAGCCAUGGAGGCCACAAGCUGUGGCCUUCAGUUGCCAUCACCUGAUGCUCAUUUUUCUGUCUUGCUGUGGUGUCUCAUAAAACUUGAUUUCCCCCCCCCCCAAGUUGUAUGGCUUAGUAGGAAAGGGGGACCCAAGAUUACCCCAGCAGUGUGCUGCAGGAGAUAUGCAUGCACUGUGGUCUGGUGUGAAACUGAUAACCCUGUCGCAUAGUUUUUUGUAAUGGACGGAGCUCUGUCCUUCCCCAAACCUUCACUCUUUCUCAAGGUUGGGAACCUGUUUUUAAACUCUUUAAAAAUACUUGGUUCUUGGUUACACGAAAUAAGAAAUACAUAUAAGCAUAUAAAGAGAGAGGGAAACAAGAUAAGAGCUCCCUUCUUUUUGAACACUUCCUUAACUUUUCCAGAGAGUGAAAUUGCCUAGUCCAGAAAUAUCUUCUGAGCCUAUCUGGUUACUUUCACACCAUUGAUUGGCCCUGAAUUACCAGAAGUGAAUUACAUUUAGCACUGGGGUAGGAAUUAACGGCCUUCCCCACCAUCAGCAGCACCUACAAAGGUGCCCCAUUAAGUCUGUACGGAUAGCAAACUACCAGUUUGGUUCUGUUGCCACUGUGGCACUAAGGAGAAAAUACCUUCAAAAAUUAUCGUCUGCACGCUGCCAGUGUUUUUGCAGAAUUGCUGGCUGUCCUGUGGUUGCAUCAAUGUGGGAACAAUAACAAAGAGGUUUUUUUGUGUUGUUGUUGAGGAAUGUUCUGCUCCUUGUGCACUGAAAAUUUAAGCCUUCAUUGAACGUACCGGUUGUUCACACAAAAACACUUUAUAGCAGUAGGAUUGAGUGGGGCAUGUUUGCAUGAGAGCAGCAGAACCUAAUAACUUUGAGUCUUUCCAAAGUACACAGGAAACAUUGGUCCGACUCACAUUAAAUGGACAAGAUUUUUAUUUUGGCUGUAUUUAGGCCCAGUUCUGCAUGCCUUUUUCUCUUUAAAACAAGUUCUGCACACUAAAAAAAUCAAAAUCCUGUGGCACAAUAAUGAUUCUGUACACAACAAAACUGAAUUAUUUGAUGCACAGUCUGCUUUGCACAACACAGCUGCUGCUCAUCAUGAGAACCAGGGGGGAGAGAAAUAGAUCUGUAAAAUAUUAUUUGCCUAUCUGCUUUUACUACUGAAGAUUCUAUUCUGCCCUCCUACCACCCUGGGUUCUGAGUUUUAGUAGGCAUUGGCUGCGCACUAGAAUGCAGGCAUGCUAAUGCCACAUCCGCACCAUGAUGCCACUUCAAACAGUCACUUGGUGUCCACAAAAAGAAUUCUGGGAGCUGUAGUUCGUUAAGGGUACCGAGAGUUAUUAGCAGACCCCUAGUCCCCUCAGAGCUACUAUUGCCAGAGUGGUUUAACAAUCAAUCCCUCUUCACAGGAAACUCUGAGAAUUGUAGUUUUGUGAGGGGAAUAGGGGCCUUCUAACAAGGUGUGGGAGGAAUUGUAAACACACAAGUCAGGUAGGUAGGUAACCCACCAAACCAUAUACAGCCAAACUGCUUGUAGAUGCCAGCACACCAAGGACUUUCCUUCCUUCCCACCACCUUUUGUCUGCCAGGAACUGCAGCGAUGGGUAGCAGGAGCAGAGCAUCAAGCACAUUAUAGGCCGCAAGAAAAGAUUUCUGCCUGCUUUCCACACACCAGGGGGAGCAGCAGUUGUAGUAGCCUGCAGUAACCGGCUGAGGGCCCCCCAAAGCAGCCUUUGUUUAAAAUGGAUGUUCCUUCUAGGUCCCACCAGCAGAUGCUGCCCUUGCCUAACUCUCCACCCUUCCUUUAUUUUGCAGCAACGCUUAACAUGGCUUCAGUCCGAAGGCGGCUGUUUACACUUCUGUCAAUCUUCCUUUGACCACAGUUGCCCUGCCAGAUGUUGGAGAAGAGGGGAAGGGUGGGAAGAAGAAGAAGAAGGCCUUUGGUGGGGGAAGGACUAUGAGAAAUUUGACCGCAGAUGUCCCACAUACCGUCCUACAGCUGUAGUGUUUCUUCUAUUUGGCUUUGUAAUAAAACUUGGAUCUGCUAUAUUCAAGUAAACGCCGUGGCUCUUAGUAUAUAUCUUUUAAGCCCCGUUUUCUUUUUGGUGGGGCAGGGGCUGACUUUUAAAAAUGAGUACCAAUCGUGAGCUGAUUUAUUUCAGUCCACCAAUGAGAUAAUAUUCUAACGAGAUGAACUGAGCAUUGCUAGGAUACAUCAUUGGGUGCCAAGGAGUGUAGCUCAGUGCUAGAGCAUCUGCUGUGCAUGCACAAGGUCCCAGGUUUAUUCCCUGGCAUCUCCAGUUAGGGCUGGGAGUAUCCCACCUGAAAUCUUGGAGACCCACUGCCAAUCAUUGGGGGCAAUCCUGAGCUUGAUGGACCAAUGGUGUCACUCGGUAUUAGGCCACUAGGUUACAAACACAUAUUCUUAUUGGACCAAAAUUCUCCAGUGGCAACAUAGAACCAUGUGGCAUAGUGGAUCGAGUGUCAGACAUGUCAGGGAGGUGAAAUCUCUUGUCUUAUGUGCAGAGUGACACUUGGAUACAUUUGACGAGUGACCUUAAACAAGUUACUGCCUCUUCAGCCUAACCUACCUGCCCAAGAUAGUGGGCCAUUAGAAAUGGGAGAACCUCAUUUGUAUUGCCUUGUGCUCCUUGAAGGAAGGUAGGAAGCAAAUGUAGUGUGUCUUUGUCCUUGUACAUUGGUACCUCGGGUUAAGUACUUAAUUCGUUCCGGAGAUCCGUUCUUAACCUGAAACUGUUCUUAACCUGAAGCACCACUUUAGCUAAUGGGGCCUCCUGCUGCUGCCGUGCCGCCAGAGCAAGAUUUCUGUUCUCAUCCUGAAGCAAAGUUCUUAACCCGAGCUACUAUUUUUGGGUUAGCGGAGUCUGUAAACUGAAGCGUAUGUAACCUGAAGCGUAUGUAACCCAGGGUACCACUGUACUUCCAGAAGAGCAUCUGCACUUCUUUCUGCUGCUAUUGAGAAGAAACGAGCCAGAAAUGGCUGUGGUCACUUCAGUUUAAUAUUAAGACAAGAAUAGAGACGGCCUUUUUAUUUUUUAUUUUUUUGGUUGAGGAGUGGGGAAAUGUUCUCACGCUGCCUGCACCAUUUUAUUGGGGAAUCAGUGGCAGAAGAUAGAGCAUCUGAGGAAAAAUCCAAGAGAAGGUGCUGUGAGCAAAUAAGCAAUAAUAGUUGUGUUAAUAUCCCACAGCUAGCACAUCUCUGGAGAGCUAAGCUAAUUUCCCUCAUAGGUCUCAGGAGUAGGUGGUUGUUUGGAAACUAUAACAUUUUCCAUCACAACAGUAUACACUGCCAAACAGAGGUCUUGAGUAAGGAGAGAUGUGCUAGCUACAGAGAUGGGUCUCUCUUCUCUCCCCCCACCCUUUCCCAGCUAUGAGUUCAUGAAAUUUCCUUCUCUUUAUCUGUCCUAAAUGUCAAUAACAAUUGUCGCAAUGCCAUGAGAGUCUGUAAAAUGAAUCUGAAAUGUGAAUCUGAGAAAUGCAACCAAAACAAACCUAACAGCUGGGGAGUGGCUUGUUCAUUUCAUCUCCCCCCUACCCCGCCCCACUUAAUCACAAUAGAAAUGGUGGAUGAGGUUUCCUUGUCCUUUAAAACACACAUAUACACACACUACACCUUCCAAGACAAACUUUGGCACUCUAAACUCUAUCUAUCAUCUAUCUAUUUGGAUGUUGCCCUUCAAUGAAGGAUCAUAGGGCAGUUUACAAUAUGAAAACAAAAAAAAUACAUAUAGUAAGCAAUGAGAACAAUACUCUCCUCUGUUUAAAAGGCCAUAGAUUCUCUAAUUAGCCAAAGGCCUAAGAGAAGAUGCCUAAAGAUACGUAAUGAAGGCACUAGGUGAGCCUGAUGCCUAAAGAUACGUAAUGAAGGCACUAGGCGAGCCUCCCUGUGGAGAGCAUUCUACAAGCAGGGAGUCACCACAGAAAAGGCCUGUUUUCAUGCUGCCACCCUCUAGCAAAGGAGGCACAGGAAGAGCAACCUCGCAUGAUGAUUGCAGGGCCCGGGAGGUACAUAUGGGGACAGGCAGUCCUUGACGUAUUGCAGUCUUCGUUAAGGCUUAGUAGGGCAAAACCACACUUGGAAUUGGGCCCAGAAACUAGUUGGCAGUUCAGAUAGGAUUGGCAUUAUAUACUCAAUCCAUCUUGCACAGGGCAGAACCUGGCUUCCAAAUUCUGCACCAGCUGAAGUUUCCGAACCAUCUUCAGAGGCAGCCCCAUGUUUCAUACAUUGCAGUAAUCUAACCUAGAGGUCACCAGAGCACAGAUGACAGGAGCUAGGUUAUCCUUGUCCAUAUAGGGGCGCAGCUGGACCACCAGCCCAAGCUGAUGGAAGGUACUCUAUGCCACUGAGGCCAUCUGAGCCAUGUGAGGCCAUCUGAGCCAAGGAUCCAGGAGUACCCCCAAGCUACAUACAUGCCCCUUCAGAGGGAGUGUAACCCCAUCAAGAGCAGACCACCUCCCAUCCAUCCAGUCUAACGGACCACCCACUAACAGCGCCUCAGUCAUAUCUGGAUUGAGUUUCAGUUUGUUGGUUCUCAUCUAGUCCAUUACCAAUGCAAGACAACAGUCCAGCACAUUCACUGCCACACCUGCAAGUGUAAAUAAGAAGUAGAGCUGUGUGCCAUCAGCAUAUUGCUGGCAACGUACUCUCAAACUCUGGAUGAUGCCACUCAGCAGUUUCAUGUAGAUGUUAAACAGCAAGGAGGAUAAAAUUGAGCCCUGAGGAACUCAACAUUGAAGGCUCCACAGGGCUCCUCAAGCAUUAACCUCUGGAAACGACCAUCCAAGUUGGACCACCCCAAAGCAGGGCCAUCCAUCCCUAGCUUAGACGGCCACUCCAGAAGGAUGUCAUGGUUGAUGGUAUCGAAAGCCGCUGAGAGGUCGAGGAGAAUUACCAAGGACACAUUUCAUCAUCAUACAGGGUGACCAAAGCAGUUUCUAUGCCAAAACUGGGCCUAAACUCCAAUUGAAAUGGAUCUGGAAAAUCAGUUUCCUAGAUCAGGUCUGUGACUAUCUGCUCAAGAACCUUGCCCUAGAAGGGGAGACUGGCAACUGGUCAGUUAUUACAGUGGUACCUUGGUUCUCAAACGCCUUGGUUGUCAAACAACUUGGAACCCAAACACUGCAAACCCGGAAGUAAGUGUUCUGGUUUGCGAACUUUUUUCGGAAGCUGAACAUGCUCUGUUUUGAGUGUUAACGCUUCCGAUUUGAGUGCCACACUUCUGUAUUGAUUGCCACAUUUCCUUUUUGAAUGUUACGCUGAGGUCUGUGUUUUUGCUAUUUAUUUUGCGUUUUCGUGGCUCUUUUGUGUGUGUGUGUGCCUGUGUGGAACCCAGUUCAGCUACUGAUUGAUUGAUUGAUUGAUUGUGUGACUGUAGUACGUUGUUUAUUGCUUUCCUUUUAUGGAUCAAUGGUCUCGUUAGAUAGUAAAAUUCAUGUUGUAUUGCUGUUUUAGGGGUUGUUUUUAAAAGUCUGGAAUGGAUAAAUCCAUUUUGCAUUACUUUCUACGGGAAAGCACGCCUUGGUUUUGGAACACUUGGGUUUGGGAACGGACUUUCGGAACAGAUUAAGUUUGAGAACCAAGGUACCACUGUACUUAGAUUUUCCAAAUCCAAGGAGGACUUCUGAAGGAAUGAUCUUGCUGCUGCCUCCUUGAACCAGGCAAUGGGACUUAUCACCAUAAUUCUGUAUAUGUGUACUCCUAGUGAAUUCAAUUAAACUUACUCUCCUGGCUAAGCAUGUAUAGGACUGCAGUCCAGGUGUCCAUAAUUCUACCCUGGAUUGUGGCCAUAUCUCUCCCCCUUCGCACACACACACUCCAGCAUUAAAGCAUUCUUAUUAUUUGUUUAAGCCUUACUAAGAGCAUUUGAGGUGUGUGACAGAAUCAUGUCCAUUAAUGCUGGCGAAGAAUCAAUCUUCUGAAACUUUCUGGGUUUCAUGCGCUCAGUUUCUCCACUGGAUCAUUUGAGUUAACAGCUAGUUGACUCUUGUUUACCUAUUUAACAGCUUUUCCUUUUAGUUUCUGGCUAACCGUAAAUGUAUGGAAACACUGGGUAUUUAGUUUAAAGCCCUUCAUAGCUAAAAUUAGAGUGUGGCUCUUCCAAGGAAGGAGAAUGAAAUCAAAACACACAAACAAAAGGGCUUAACUUUGCUUGCUGGUGGUGGAGUAGCAACAUUUAAAGUAGUUCUUGCAGUCUGCUGCUAAACACUUACUUGGAAUAUGUUCAGGAUCGCAGUUGCAGGGCACAGGAGCUCAGCCGGUUAGAGUGUGAUGCUGAUAAUGCCAAGGUCGCAAUUUUGAUCUCCGUAUGGGGUAGCUACAUAUUCCUGCCUUGCAGGGGGUUGGACUAGAUCAGGCACCCCCAAACUCGGCCCUCCAGAUGUUUUGGGACUACAAUUCCCAUCAUCCCUGACCACCGGCCCUAUUAGCUAGGGAUGAUGGGAGUUAUAGUCCCAAAACAUCUGGAGGACCAAGUUUGGGGAUGCCUGGACUAGAUGAUCCUCAGAGUCCCUUCCAACUCCACAAUUCUAUGAUUCUAAGAUGAUAAUGGUUUUGGCAGCUGGACACCUGGGGACUUCAUACAGCCCUUCUCCCUGCAUUAAAUGGGAUAUGAGGUGCUGUUUAUUGAGCAUUCGUCUUGAUUUGUUUGCAGGGACAAUGUUAGACAAUGUUGGCUAUUUACCGGGCAUUCGUUCCAAUUUGUUUGCAGGGAGGUUAGAUGAGGUGCCAAAGCAAGUGUUAUUUUGUACUUUCCAGUGCAUUUUCCAGAUUUUAUUUGUGAUUUUACUGUGUAUUUCACGUAAACCACUUAGAGGCUUCGAUAAACUAUAUAUAAACAUCCUUAAAUAAAUAGGUAGUCAGCCUGGCAGUCACUCCUCUCCAAUUCCAAACAUUCUCCCCAUCAGCUGAAGAAAAGGUCAGGGUGGUCUAAUCCCUCUGCCUCCCCAUGACCAAAAUAAGAAUAAUAAAAAAAGUUUCUUCAGAUUUCAUUGCUUAAUGAACUAAACAAGAUUCUCGGCAUACUCUAUAAGCAGGCAGUGAAUGCUUAGAGUGGAGAAUCUGUCCUCCUUUACAGGGCUUAUAGCUACCAUGCUGCUCCAAAACUGUCCUCUCAGAACCAAUAACAUAUCAUUAGUAUAGGACUCACAGUUCUCUUUUCCUCUGCCAUUAUCUCUUAAUGGGUUCGGAAAGCCUGUCUUUACUGCAUAUGUAAUUUUCCCGAUUCUUUCUUAGUGUGACAGGUUUUAGUUAGCCUCUUCCUCUUCCAGCUCUCUAAUAACCAGAAUCUUUCGCCUCAGGCCCUUGGUGUGUGGUGUCACUGUCUUGUGCUGCAAUAUUAUGAGUUCAUUUUGUGGCGUUUGUUCCGCCCCCCCCCCCCGCCCCGUCUUUUCCCUUCAGUAUUUCAGCUCUAAGGUAUGAUAUCUGCUCUUUAGCCAUAAGGAAGCUACAAUAUGCAAGACUGGCAACAUAUAUUAAUUAAAGGCAGGGCUUUUUUCAGCUGGAUCUUGCCAGAACUAAUUUCCGGCAUCUCUCAGGUGGGCGCCAUUGCCAUUCUAAGAGAAUGAGGGAGGUGUUCGUGGCAACUCUUUUUCUAGAAGAAGAGCACUGCUUAAAGGUAUAUCCUGACAGAUACAGAUUGGAACAAAAGAUGAUGGAAGAGAAGAUAUCAGAAAAGGUGGGGAAGCUAGCUCUUCCUUUGCCCCUGUUACUGUCUGGGCACAAUUCAUAAUGUGGCUUUUUUAAAUUUCUGAGGACAGUUGUUGAUGGCGGUUUCAUGGCAAUGGCCACCCCGUGUUUGAGUGUUUCCCUUUCUUUCAUCAGAAUUACAUUUGCCUCUGAAUUCCACUAAAAACAGAACUGUGCUCACCAUUUGUGCUUUUGUUGAAUCACAGAAGCACUUUGAUAUCGCCGAAACCCAAUUCUGCAGUGUCUUCAGGAAUUUCAGAGAGUGUUUUAGUACUAUGACAACAAGAAUUAUGUGUUCUCCCCAUACCUAUAUCUUUGUGAGGUGUGUGUGUGUGUGUGCGUGCAUGCCACUUAUGUACUGAACCAUCUAAUGUAACCUCAUAGAAAAACUUUUUCAUUCCAAGUUGCCUUUAAAAUUAUGAAUGUUUAUUCCCUGAGUUCAACUGGUUGAUAUUAAGCAGGCUUCCUCAACCUUGGCCCUCCAGAUGUUUUUGGCCUACAACUCCCAUGAUCCCUAGCUAGCAGGACCAGUGGUCAGGGGUGAUGGGAAUUGUAGUCUCAAAACAUCUGGAGGGCCGAGGUUGAGGAAGCCUGAUAUUAAGUGAUCACAACCUUAAGCAUACAGUGCCCAUGAUGCAGUGCAACUGCCAAAGAAGCACACAUGUGACAAACCUAUAACCAUUAAUGCAGCUGUAGGCCUAUGCAGCUCAUGAUGAAAAUACAGUUGGUAGAGCAUUAGACUCUUAAGCUCAGGGUUGUGGGUUCAAGUCACACUUUGGGCAAAAAAGAUUUGUGCAUUGCAAGAGGUUGGACUAGAUGACCCUUGGAGUCCCUUCCAACUCUACAAUUCCAUGAUUCUACAUGUGCAUGUAAAAAAAAAAAAAAAGACUCUAACUUAUUUUGUUACAUCAAAAUAAGCAUAAUUACUUGAAUUGUUUGGAGGACUGACAAGCCACUUCAGGAAAGGGAAAUUUUGAGCAAAGAAGCAAUUCCAAUGUAAUGCUUAGCUCUUUCCUGAGCCACCUUUUCUCCAUUCCAUUUUGACUCGAAACCACUGUUCCUCCCAUGGGGUUACAAGCAUAUACAGUGGUACCUCUGGCUACAAACCUAAUUCGUUCUGGAGGUCCGUUCUUAACCUGAAACUGUUCUUAACCUGAGGUACCACUUAAGCUAAUGGGGCCUCCUGCUGUGACUGCGCCGCCCCCACAUGAUUUCUGUUCUCAUCCUGAGGUAAAGUUCUUAACCCUAGGUACUACUUCUGGGUUAGCAGUCUGUAAUCCAAAGUGUUUGUAACCCAAGGUGUUUGUAACCCGAGGUACCACUAUAUUUGUCAGAUGUGGAACUUCUGGGGAAGAGAUAGUGGCAUGCAUAGAAAGAGUUAAACGACACACACAGAGCCUGCCACUAUUUUUCACUAAAGUGUCUCCUCUUUUUCUUUUAAAAAACUGGUUUCAUUUGUGUGUAAUGUUUCAUUAGAUACCCAAGCCAGCAAUUUCAGCUCCCUGAAGAGUCGGACACAACUAAACAUCUAAACAACAACAGAAGAAACAGCACCACAUGUGGAACAACCCAAAAUUGCUGAAUGGGCAGAAAUAUUUCCUACAGAGAUUUCUGCUCGGGAUUAGGAAAGCAGGACUGAAAGCAGACUUUCACACAACCUUAACAGUGGAUAGUGGAGGCCACCAUCUGUGGUCCAAGUCAGAAACACAAGAGUUCACAGAGUCCAAUUGUUUGUGACUGGGGUGGAAUCUACACACGUGUUUAAAAUGUGAAAAUGCUUUUUAAAAACUGUUUUAGCUCACCGUCAUCAUCUAGUGUCACAAUUGUAUACUGCACUUUACAACACAUUCAAAACAUUUUAUUUGCAGCUGUAUAGCUGAGUCUCUAGCGAUGUAUCAAGGUUGUGUAAUGGAGGCACAGGGCCAAUCUUGUUUGGACUGGUUUCUGAUGAAGAUGAGAAGAUAACUGAGUGAUUUUAAUUUAAUAUAUCAAUCUUUUAUUUUUCUUACGGAUUUAUAGGUUGCCUUCUACAUGUGUGUCAAGGCGACUUACAAACAUAGAGAAACAGUUUUAGAAACAGUUGAAAAAUAACCGAAAUUAGAUUUAAAAACAAUACACAAUGAACAUCUAAAGCCAGAGUCCUUUUCAUCUGACUGGAAAAGCUUGUCAACUGCAUUCAGUUGUUUCUGGAAAGUGCAAAUUGUGAGCACCUGCCAUAUCUUGACAGGGGCAGCCACAAUGAAAAGUCUGCUCCGAGUUCCUGUGGAAGGGGGUUCUGGUAUGUUUGGGACUCUUAGGAAAAACUGGUCUGCAGAAUGCAUUGACCUGCAUGGUAUAUAAGGAAUAAGGUAGUUUGUGGGCAUCUAUGGGCAUUUCAUUGUGCUGUGGUUCAAGCUGCCAUCACCUGAAGCAGGGCGGGACAAUAAUAUUGAAAAGGGAGAACUUCCAAACUGUUUCUAUUGGUGGAUGAGAUUCAAUUCCAUAUCAGCGAAUUCAGGUUGUGCAAUUAAUGUUGAUUUGGGACUCCUCCAGAACAAAUGCAUUCUGCACACACACAUGCCCCACAGUCAGGGCCGGAUUUAGGUUUGAUGAGGCCCUAAGCUACUGAAGGUAAUGGGACCCUUUAUAUGUCCAGCUGUCCUUUGUCAACAACAAAUUGUCGCUGUUUCUUUUGUUGAAUAUAUGCUAUAUGGUAAUUUAUGGACCUAAUAGGUAUCUAAAGCUAUUUGCACAUAACAAAUAGGAGCCUACACAACACAAAACACUGUUGCUGUAGGUAGGUUUUAUUUUAUUUGUUUUUUGUUUUAUAUUUUGCAAAUGUACAUCCAGGUUUUUUUCCUUUACAUUUUUUGGGGCCCCCCAAGAGAGUGGGGCUCAAACUAUAUCUUCUUUAGCUUAUACGUAAAUCCGGCACUGCCCGCAGUCAGAUUUUGUGAUGGGGAUAAUACUUGCUUGACACAAUGGCACAUAACUUGUGUACAAAGAAAUCAAGAGGAACGCUCCUUAAAAAGCAACCAGAGAAACAAAAUAUGCCUUGUUGCUGCCUUGGCUAUUCUUGCCUCAUUUCUCCACCCCUUUAAUACUCUCGUCUUGCUUUCUUGUGCUCCUUUAAAGUCCUUAUUUAUUUUUCUAAGGUCUUCUGCGGCAGCAGAGGUGGGUGGGGGGAGCGACCAGCUGUAGCACCGAGGGAAUUCGCCAAGCAGCUGUUGAAAUACAGAGGCAUCCUGGAAAUGCUAGUACAAAUAUGUAACAGAUUGUGGAGGAUUAGAACUGUGAGCAAGCAAAUCUAUCAAAGGGAAGCCAAUGCACAGCUUAUAGUGAUAUUAUUUGAAGGACCCAGGAUUGCUUUAUCAUUCAAUUAUGUCUGCCACCCAAGAAAAGGUGGGUGCAAGCUGGUCCUGAAAUGGGACCUGCUGCCUUCUGUUUUCUGACCACAUCUACUACAAAAUUAAAACUGGCUUUGAGUCAUUCUGUCUUCUCCAAGAACUGUAAUUCUGGGAAAGGGCAAUAGAGAUCUGUAAUAGUGGGUUCUUAGCAUCUCCGGGAACCACAGCUACACCCUACUUCAGCAGCAGCAGCAACAACAUGGAAAGCGAACUGUUUUCCUGGGAUUCUCUCCCAUGGUGCUGCUGCAAUGUUUGAGGGCCCAGCACCUCACGGAUGGAGUCCACCGUCACACAGCUUCAUCCCAAGCAGUUGCCACAUGUCAUCAUCAUGCUCGGCACUCAUCGGGAGAAGAGAAACACUGAGAGUGGUGAUAUCAUGCCACAUGCCACGAGGGAUAAAUGUGGGCCUGCGAGGGCCAUGCUCCCCCUGUAAUUAGGCAUUUACUUCUAAGGGAACAAGACUAAGAUCGGGCAUGCAUUACAACUGCUGUUUCCAAACAAUGGUCUUUUGUAGGGCUGCUGGUUUCAAGCAAUGGGCUAUGAUUCUAUACUAUUGCUACUUUCUGGCAAUGGUCUAUGUGUUGGAAGCAUCAGGUCUGUAGUGCUGCUCUUCCCCCAACAAUCAUGACUCAACUCCACACAAUUGGCGUCCUUGGGAUCUACAAAGGACAUUCGGACUUGGUGCAACUACGUACAUAAAAAUCUACCACUUGGAAGUGAAUAAGACUGGCUGCUUCUAAGCAAACUGCUGAUAUUUCCACAAAUCAGUAUCUUUCUGGAAGAAUAGGCAUGUACUACAAGACUCUUUGUUCUUAAUAUCCUUUCCUGUCACCUGAGUGGCUUUCCCCCCAGCCGUGAGGAUUUAUUAGUUAGCACAAAGUUGCUCCCACUAUCUAAGGGAUAGCUCAGUCAGUAGAGCAGCGGUUCUCAAGCUGUGGGUCCCCAGAUGUUGUUGGACUACAACUCCCAUCAUCCCUGAGCUCUGGCCUUGCUAGCUAGGGGUGAUGGGAGUUGUAGUUCAACAUCUGGGGACCCACAGCUUGAGAAAGGCUGCAGUAGAGCAUGAGACUCUUUAAUCCGUGGGUAGGCAAACUAAGGCCCAGGGGCUGGAUCUGGCCCUCUCGCCUUCUAAAUCCGGCCCGCGAAUCAGCAUGUUUUACAUGAGUAGAAUGUGUGUUUUUAUUUAAAAUGCAUCUCUGGGUUAUUUGUGGGGAAUAGGAAUCCAUUCCUCCCCCCCCCCCAAAAAAAAUAUAGUCUGGCCUUCCACAAGGUCUGAGGGACAGUGGACUGGCCCCCUGCUGAAAAAGUUUGCUGACCGCUGCUUUAAUCUCAGGGUCAUGGGUUUGAGCCCCACAUUGGACAAAAGAUUCCUGCAUUGCAGGGGGUUGGACUAGAUGACCCUUCUAGGACCCUCCCAACUCUACAUUUCUAUUAGGAAAUUGCCAGGAUUUCAAAGGCAGAAUUGGCAUCUGGGGGGAAUUUCUGAAAGGCCACGCUUUGUCCUGGAUCUUAGCGUUUUUGUUUUUAAAAAAGCUCAACAACUUUUGUGUUUUCCCAAGAAAAGCUCAACAAUUUCGAUGUUUUUUUUUACUUUUGGGGUGUCCUGGUUUUUACUUUUUGAAAUAUGGCAACCCUAUUUCUACGAUUCUGUGAUUCUGUGUUUACAAUCAAAGCCUCGUAUGUACUGGGUGGUGUUAUUUUGGAAAUUCACUUCCCAGGCAGUAGGAGUGCAUUUGUACAACUUCUUCUAUCCCAGCCCCGUUUACCCAUAAACCAAAUGAGCCGUUAAUUAUAAGGAGCUGAAAAGCUCUGGCUAUUUAAAAACAUCUGUAAAGUAACCAGCAAGGCUGCUUUGGUUGCAGAGUGUGGGGGGUGGAGAAACAAGGCAGUAGUAUGGAUUUUUAAGGGAGAAUGGGAGGAUUUCAGGGAAGAUAUGGUUCUCCUUAUGUGCCCACUGUAGGAAGUAUUGACUUACCACCUAAUGUGCUUUUGAAACCUGCUCUGUACAGUAGAUACAGGCCUGCCUUUGAAGAGUGUGCAGAAAUUUCAGCUGGUGGAGUACGCAGUUGCUCAAAUCAGUUAUGUAGACAGGUCCCUGGGAGUAUGAUUACACAAAUGCUCCAGCUGAGAGAGGCAUUAUCCAUCCUCAGUCACAACAAGUGGCCCCAGAUAAAGCAGCACAUCUCCGCCUGCAUUCAAAGAUGUUUUCAGCCAGUUCUGGGGGACUCAGCUGAGCAUCACUCAGCAGACAUAGAUGAUGCACAUCAGGGCCGUCUUAAGUAUAUCUGGCGCCGUGGUACAAAGAUCCCUCUGGCGCCCCCACCCCCAUUUCCCAGAGUUGUCGACCUUUUUACAGCACUGCCGGCAGCUUUGCGGGGCUGGAGGAGGCAGGCAGCGGCUGGAGGGUGGCUCCUACGCAGAGGAUCCGGGCACGGUGUUGCUUUGGCAAGGGCAGCAAGCUGAUGCCGGGAGGUGCCACACCCAGCCUCCGCCUCUUCCCUGGCGCCCUCCAGACCUUGGUGCCCUGGCGCCCUGCUCCACUAGCCUCUAUGGGCAAGACGCCCCUGAUGGACAUGAAGAGGCAUAUUAUCCACAUUGGCUGCCAACAUGGGAGCUUGCUUCUACAUGGAUUAUGGCACAGGUAGCCAAUGUGGUGCUCUCCAGAUGUUGCUGGAUUGCAGCUCCCAUUAUUCUUGACCAUUGGUGGCUAGGACUGAUGGCUAGGAGUUGAAGUUGAGCAACAUCUGGAGGGCACCAUGUUGACUACCUCUUAAUUAAGGGAGCAGUGGCAAAUAGGCAUUACGUCUGAAUAAAUCCAGGGAUCAUUUUGCCAACAAAACGUAAACAUGCAAUGAUUAUUAAUGGGGGGGGGGGAGAAUGUAGAGCUGGCUUAACUCUAAAGAAAUCGAGGACUGAUGCUGAAGACCAAAGAUGAUUCCCUCUGUUUCUGAAGUUCAGGCUGUAAGUGCUGCUGCUGAGGUAGCCAAAAGCAACUGCGCAAAAUUAUUAUUUAUUUGAUUUAGAUACCGAGGCCCUUCAUCAAAAGAUCUCAGGGCAGUUGAAAAGAUAAAAGAGCAAACAGUGGGCUCAAAGAAUUCUGGGCGCUGUAGUCUACCCCUCACAGAGUUACAAUUCCCAGCAACUCUUAACAAAGGACAAGGCCCAGAAAUGCUUGAGGGAAAGAAUGUGCUCUCAAUGUGCUGUGCAAGUCUAAUGCAUAUACAGCCACAGAGUGCCCAUUAACCACAGAAUCCUGGCUGACUGUGAUGGAGAAACAGAAAACCAAGGGGAAGGAAAAUGUACUGGAGGGCCAGGAGUCCUGUACAGAGAGCACUCUAUGCUGCAACCUUUUGUUGCAGGUCCUAUUGGUAUAGCCUAAUUUGUUUUUAUUUUUUGGUAACUUCAUUUCAUGGGGUGCCAUCUGAAUGUUCUUUCAGCUAGGGAUAGGGGAGAACUUAAGUGCUACUGGACAAUUUUUUAAUUUUUUAAUUUAUUUCAACUGUGUCAGACCAACAUGGCUACCUGCCUGAAACUAAUUUCUGUCUCCACCCAGGUCAUAUUUUGUACUCUUCUCUUCAGCUAACGUGCUUUUAACCCUUCCACGUGCCAAGAUGGCUGCCUGAUUGAUCUGUUUCUCAAAGAAGAUUGUGGCUGAAGGUUUAUCUGUGUACCACAUCAUGUCUGGCCGUGAGACAAAGUUGUCCUAAGAGGCCAUCUGUACAUGGCCAUCUGUAAAGUGCUUUGAAUUAGAGAUGCAUGCUCAGGGCUAGCUGACUAUAAGAUGAAGAUCCCCUGCUUAUGGCAGUUCCAACUCUACCAUUCUAUGAUUCUCUGAUCUAUUUCAGUUUCCCUAGGGAUUGGAAUUGACUAGCCCAGAAGCUAUACCUCUGGUCUAGUUAAUUUCACCCACACAUUGACUUGUAUUGGGAAGCAGCUGGAAUUAGGAAAAUGAAACGAACAGGCUUUUGCUAACCCAGUGAGCCUUUGAUAACACACCUAUAUACUUGGCUCAUUACUUAUGCAAGGGUUCGGUUCUGGGGAUCCACAUGCAAAAGCAGAAACCCCAGAACCCACCGCCUGGCGAUGUGGAGGGCUGCUUACUGGGCUCUGGGAAAAAGGCUUGAGGGCUCUGGGAGCAUCCCAGGACCCUUGUGUGACCUUCUCAGAGUCCAAUAAGCAAAAAAAACCCCUGCUGGGUGUGUGGGUGGGGAAAAGAAUAAAUAUAUGGAGUAUGGGAAUGUUGGGUUUUCCCUCUCUCUCCAUUUAUUCAUUUAUCCCUCCGUGUAAGGUUGCAUAUGUAAAGUAAAUGUAGGUUGUGGGCCCAUUGCAUGUGCAAUAAAUAGCUAUGGCUUCCCAGAAUGUUUCUAGACAGUGAAUACACAUGUGUGAUCAUCACAAGGGAAGAUUGAGGCACAGAUUGUGCUUCCUGCAUGGAAAAGCAGACCUUUAUACAACUGGAUCCCAAGGACACGGGCACACACCCCUUACUCUGCACCACAGCUGCUUUUAAGAUCCCUUUGCCCAUGGGUAGGCAAACUAAGGUCCGGGGCCCGGAUCCGGCCCAAUUGCCUUUUAAAUCCGGCCCGUGGAUGGUCUGGGAAUCAGCGUGUUUUUACAUGAGUAGAAUGUGUGCUUUUAUUUAAAAUGCACCUCUGGGUUAUUUGUGGGGCACAGGAAUUCGUUCAUUAUUAUUAUUUUCAAAAUAUAGUCUGGCCCCCUCACUGUCUGAAAGACAGUGGACCGAGCCCCCUGCUGAAAUGUUUGCUCACCCCUGCCUGCCUUUUGCCUGUGUUUCACAGUGAGUGGAUAAGUGUAUAGCAUGAGGAGACCACUGUCAAAGGCAUGGACACUAUGAGGGAAAAGACUGAAGACAUUUUAGUUUGUGUCUUGGCUUGCAUGAGAGUGAAAUAGUAGGAGCAGAUGCCCAUCUGGCUGGGUUUCCCCAGCCACUCUGGGCGGCUCCCAACUGAAUAAUAAAAACACGAUAAAACAUCAAGCAUUAAAAACUUCCCUAAAGAGGGCUGCCUUCUGAUGUCUUCUAAAAGUCAGAUAGUUGUUUAUUUCCUUGACAUCUGGUGGGAGGGCGUUCCACAAGGCAGGCACCACUACUGAGAAGGCCUUCUGCCUGGUUCCCUAUAUUCUCACAGUGAGGGAACUGCCAGAAGGCCCUCAGAGCUGGACCUCAGUGUCCAGGCUGAAUGAUGGGGGUGAAGACGCUCCUUCAGGUAUCCAGGGCCAAGAACGUUUAGGGCUUUAAAGGUCAACACCAACACUUUGAAUUGUGCUUGGAAACAUACUGGGAAGCUAUGUAGGUCUUUCAGCACCAGUGUUAUAUGGUCCCAGGAGCCACGCCCAGUCACCAGUCUAGCUGCCACAUUCUGGAUUAGCUGUAGUUUCCAGGUCACCUUCAAAGGUAGCCCCACGUAGAGCGCAUUGCAGUAGUCCCAGUGGGAGAUAACUAGAGCAUACACCACUCUGGUGAGAUAGAGAAAAAAGGCCAACCCGCAAGAGAGCACUAGGUGACCUUGGCCAAUGGGGUUGCCCUGGGCUCCUUGGAAGCUAUGUGCUCAUGAAAAAAAAUACAAGACAAUUCACGUUUGUGGAUUCUUACCAGUUUUUUUUUGUUUUUGUUUAUUUUGACUAGCUAAUGGACCAGCUCAGGAUAAUAAUUUUCUCGAUGUUAUUGAGCAUUCAUUUUCUUACAAAACAGACCAGGCACACUUCCAGACUGUCCCUAUUUCCAGGAGAGAUUCAAUCACAUAUUGGAGCCUGAGCAACACACCCUCUUCCCCCAAAAUUUGACUUUUUGCGAUAAGGAAAUUGAUUGGAAUAGGCAGCAGAAAGUGUGGGUUAACACUUGCUUUGAUGCAAUAUUCUCCAACCUCCCCACAAACAAAUCAGAAUGAAUACUCAUGACUUAGCCAACUAAGUCUAAUCUCCCUGCAAACAAAUCAGGAUGAAUGCUCAAUAAACAAGCCAUUUGGAAGUGCUCCAAACCCAUUUACAAUUGGAUGCUUUGACCAGCUCUUUCGCUGCUACUCUCCCUUGUACCUGACAAAUUCCCUAAUUAGACUUCUGCUUGCAAACCACUUUCCUGCCCACACACACACACACACACACACACACACACAGGUCCUGUCUUAUGCCUAUCACAGUGUAUAUCUGUAUUGGCGUUGCCAGCCCAAGAUGGCUAAGGUGCUUUUAUUGGACUUCCCUAAUAUAGCAGCUAAAAUCAGCAUGUCAGCAUCAUCUGAAUAGGUUUAAUUGAUGAGGACACUAAUAAACGCGCCGGCAGGUGAGCAAAUAUUUUUAUUUUGGAGGAUCACUAUAACCGGCUCAGGAAGACUGGUCAGGACAAAGUUAAAAAUAAAAGACAGGAAAGCUCAGCUCUCCCUAGCUAUGGAAUGCAAAAGCACCACCAAGAGCUGUUGUGUCGCUUCCCUUUGCUCCAGCAAUUUUCUCCGAGCCGGCUCCAGGCUUGGCUUCAAGCUCCUACUUCAGAAAGAGAAGCCAUUCACACUGUUUUUGUUUUUGGUUUGGUGGUGAUUUUCUUUUUUUGGGGGGAGAGGGUGGUGGAGGUUCAAAAAACCUGAAAGCAGGCAUGGAAGAAAACAAGUCAAAAUGAGAUGCAGAAAUGCAGUUUUUGUGGCUGAAUACUCUUGCAAAAGGUCAAGCACAGCCCUGUGAUCCUUUGGUUCUUGUUUCCCUGAGAUAUAAAUUCAUCCCAUUUCAAGAGAGCCGAUUAGCAUCUCUACAUCAGGGGUGAGCAGCUACAGCAGGAAGUAUCUUUGAGGGCGCAGGAUUUCUUUCACAGGGGACAAUGGCCGAUCAAUAGCACUGCAGCUUAGGAGCCUUGUCAAGGGUCCAGCUCUUGUUGACUCCGAGUGAGGUGCUUCAAGCUCUAUGGGAAACCUCACUCAAUAUGUUUGAGCUGCCUAUUGAGACCAUCCAGGCUGGAUUUGCUCAAUAAAUGUUAACCUAUAAGAUUUCUGAUUCCCAAGCUUUCUAAGCCAACAAGCCACUGUUAAUCUUGACAUUUCUUUUCACAGUCCAUGGCUGCAUGUAUUUAUACAGCUCAGCAGUCUAACUUUUGGAGAUGAAGUAAUUCCAGUAUGGAGGAACCUUUUCCUCCUCUGCUAUUUCCAUAGCUGUCAACGUUUCCCUUUUUUUAAGGGAAAUUCCCUUAUUCCAAAUAGGAUUCCUCGCAAGAAGGGAAAAGUUGACAGCUAUGACUAUUUCCUUUGCUUAAGGGCAGUGGUGUGUGUGUGUGUGUGUGUGUGUGUGUGUGUGUGUAAGAGAGAGAGAGAGAGAACUCAAUAGUAUGAAGUGCAGUCACCUCUUUUAUUGUUGCCCAUGGCAGCCAUUUUGUGUUGGCACCCACAAUACUUUUGACAAGAUAUGACAGGGGUGCCAACUUGAAUAAAAUAUGGGGGGGAGGCAUCACAUGACCAUUUGAAUGGCAGUGCCAUUCAAUACCAAAAUAUUUUAGAGGUGGGCAAAGACCCUCUCAACCCCUGAGAGUUGGAUCCUCUAAGAUAUGAUUAAUGCCACCCAGUACCUCAUUUUUAACCAAAAAAGAAGCACUGCCUCAGGACAACAUUUUUUCAUGAUUAUUAAAAGAGGAACAAGGAUGAGCCCUCAUAAAAAUUUUUUGCAGAUGGGCAUAAUGACGUAAAGCUGGAUGACACUGCUUUCUUCAGAAAGUAUCUACACAUCAUCCCGCUAGGGUACUACAGCAUUAUAAUGUCAACAGAGGCUGCCUUUGAGUCCCCCCUAGUCUCACUCACAUGGCCCAGAUGUGCUGCUAUUAACUCACUUAGCGUCGCCGGAGGAUUAUUUAAAAGGGAAUUGGGAAAGGCAUUCUUGUUUUUCUCCCUGGGCCUCUUCUCAGCUCCAGAAGAACAAAGUGUCCCUUUCACAUGCUGGCUAGCAGUUUCCCAAUGCCCACCUGCGAAAAAGAUGUCAUGAUCCUAAUCAGAAGAUUGUGUUGCAUCAGGUCACCAUGCCACAUUUUCUCCGCUGUUAAUGGUCUGCCUUUGAUCCACGGUACCUUUCUGAGGAUUCAUGAGAGGGAUAUUGUCUGUCAAGGACUAUUAAAGAGCAGAUUCAGUAUUGCUGGACUCAGGGGUUGAGAUCCAUGCCUCAGCAACUUUUUUUAAACAACAACAACAGAGAGCUCAGUUUGUUUGCCAAAGUCUCUUCAUAAUUCAGUUCCUCUCCCUGCCCCAGCCCACCCCACACAACUUCUUCAGCUGGUAACUGAGGAAAGCAGAAUCUAACUGAAUGGUCCUAGCUGAAAGUAGGGAUGGACAAAUUAGUCAGUUUUUAUUUUCUCGACUGCUCGUUUCCCCCAGUUCUCUACAUUUCUACAUCAGUUUCCUUUUUUAAAAAAAUAAGCAAGCCCCCAUGAAAAUAUGUUAGAAUUUUUGUGUGAAUUUACUGUAUACGUUUUUGCAAGCAUUUUUGGCCAAAUAUACAUAUUUUUGCAAAUCUGUUUUUCCCAAUAUGAUGCAUUUUUGUAUGUUGUUUUCAGUAACAUAUGCACUUAUAUGCACACUUUACCACAGUAUAUGCAUUUUUUGGUGUGCAUUACUUGGCUGCAGGGCGAAAUCUGGGUAAGUGUGCAAUUUUGAAGGGCAGCGGUGUUUCAGCUCGUGCAUUGUUUAGUAAAAUGCAAAUUGGGCAAUCUCACCUUUCAGUGCCAGCUGAAUUGAAGUUCAAUUGAAGUGUGUAUCUGAAGAAGUGUGCAUGCACACGAAAGUUUAUACCCAGAACAAACUUAGUUGGUCUCUAAGGUGCUACCAGAAAUUAGUGUUAACAUUUCUGUCACAAUGAGUUAGCACAAGCCUUAAGCUUAAAAUAAAUCACAUAUACAGUGGUACCUCAGGUUACAGACGCUUCAGGUUACAUAUGCUUCAGGUUACGGACUCCGCUAACCCAGAAAUAGUACUUCAGGUUAAGAACUUUGCUUCAGGAUGAGAACAGAAAUCGUGCUCCGGCGGCGCGGCAGCAGCAGGAGGCUCCAUUAGCUAAAGUGGUGCUUCAGGUUAAGAACAGUUUCAGGUUAAGAAUGGACCUCCGGAACGAAUUAAGUACUUAACCCGAGGUACCACUGUAUUUUAUUAGGUUUAAAAUAUUCUUUCUGUUUAUUAUUGCCACGUGCUCAGAGCCACUUCUGAGGCAGGAGGAGAAGUGGCUCUUAAGUCUUUCCGUCAAGUAAACAAAGUGAGUGGCUGCCAGGUCCCAGCUGCAAAAACAAAUACAGAUGGGAAUGAUUUUGUCUGUGACUUGGGGACAGGGAGAUCAAAGUGGGAAGGAUGUGCAUCCUGAAGAAGGGGGAAUGGGAGAUUUGUAAUAAAGAGGAUCGCUGUAAUGAUUCCCAGCUCUGCCAAUCAACAGGAGGGGCAGGAGGAUGUACAGCCUUUUGCACUGCAUUGAUUGGAAGUCGCCAGAAAGGGGCUCGCAUCUCCCCUGGCACUUUCCCCCUUCCAGUCUGUGGACUGCUUAGUGCAGUCAUAGGCAAACUUGGCGGCACUCGACUACAAUUCCCAUCAUCCCUGACCACUGGUCCUGCUAGCUAGGGAUCAUGGGAGUUGUAGGCCAAAAACAUCUGGAGGGCUGAGUUUGCCUAUGCCUGGCUUAAUAUGUCAAGAACCAUGGCUCCUGUAAUUGUUCAAGAAGCAGUGAGGCAACCCACUAAAUCGAACCGAUAUGUUUGGAUUUCUUUUCAAAGUGGUUGGUUUUGAUUUGCAAUGCACAUCUUCAGCGGGCAGUCCUUCUGUUACAUAAGCCCUAAGAGCAGAGAGCGAGCAUUUCUUUAAAAGGCAAUAAGGCUGACUAUACUCUGUGGAGCAGAUCCAGAUUUCACCGUAACCGAAACAGCCCUCAAGUAGGCCGUCUGGUUGGCUUUUGGGAGGGGGAGCUAUUCUGGAAAUGUCUGGUGCCACUGUGAUUAUAUUCCAUGGUUUCCUCUUGGUUUCGUACCUUACAUUCAGUAGCUCCACUGACAGAAGGAGCCAAAACUAACAAAGAUGUGGCGCUGGCAGAAUAUCUGGCCUGGGCUUUCCUGUUGAUGGUGCUCUUUUGUGGUGCUGGAGCUGACAGCCCAUGAGAAGGGAGAUGCUUGGGCUUAAGGAGUGAGGAUUUUAUGAACAAAAUCUUUUUUAUUGUUAUUAACAGCAGGACUUCGAGAACUGCACAGCAAGCAGAAAUAAAUAGGUGAAGCUUUUCCCAGCACAGGGGAUGGGGUGCCAAGCCUAUUUUGCCAAGAUUUUGACUGACUGCAAUGGAGAUUUUUUUUCUGUUAGUCAUGCUGCUGUAGCUUUUUGCUGCUGUUUUCGGUGGGUGUGUGGUUUAUGGGUUUUUCUGAAUUGCAUGCUUCAUAGGAUUGCUAGUGCUACUCGAGAGCAGGCUCACUGAAGUUAGCAGACAUAUUGGUGUUGGUUUUUUGUAUGUAAUAAGCAUGGAAAUAAGCAUGAAAAAAAAUAAAAUUAAAAAAGAGGAAGUUAGCAGACAUGGCUAACUUAAUGUUGUUCAUUUCAAUGGGCAGGAUUCAUCAAAUGAACAUCGGCAGGGGUUUGCAGGAUCCACUUCCCAGUCACCCCUGCUCUAAGUCCUUAGGGAGGUGAGCAAUUUUAUCCUCAAAAUGCGUUCCAUUUUGUUUUUGCUUACCAGGAUGAUACAUAUUAAUCAGCCUUGUGUGCCUCUCAGAAAUGUUCUGCCAGAUGGGCUACUUGAGGAUGCAAUGGAGGUGGAGAAGAAAGCUCUUUUGCCACCUUCACUACCAGGCAGGUGUUGCCUUUGCAGAAACCCUUAUACCUUUUGCAUUUAAGCCAUCUACUGGAUGCUACAGAGCAAAUAUACUCAUGGCUCAAAGUUUCCUUGAUGCUGAAUGAAUCUACUUCAUUUGGUGGCCUCACUCAGGAAAAUACAAGAAAUGAGACGGGUUCGGGAAAAGUACCAGAAUGUUCAGGGCUUCUCUAAAAAAAUUAUCACUAAAGAAUGCUCUUUUCUCCUUGCUUUUUGGACCAAAGUUUGCAGAAUUAAACCUACGUUUCUGAAAUCCCAAGAGGAAAGGCUGUGAGCCAGUUUCUUGACACGUCAGCUUGUGUACUGAGUGGCCUAUUUUCCACUCCAGAUGCAAGAUAUCUCUUGGGCAGAAACAGAUGUAGGAGGGAUGAAACCGUUCCCCUUCUAUCCAGCAAAAGACUCAGAAUUUCAUUUGGAAGCCUUCCCCCACACCCCCUUUUAGAGAGAGUGCUGCAGAAAAAUUGCAUGUCUUUAUUUGAUUUGAUUCCUGUCCUGUAUGAUGAAAUUAAAGAUGCCUUUUCUUGCCCCACUAAAUUAAGAUCAAGUCUUACUUCAAGCAUCUUCUUUUAUCAGUGAAGGCAUUAAAAGUCCUUUUAGUAGCCGAUUGGUUUUGUGGCCUGAAUCUAACAAAUCAUCUACACUAGCAACACCUGUGCAAAUGUCAUGCAUUGCGCAUUAAACAGGCAAGUGGAUCGAUAAUGGAAAUAUUUUAUAAAGUGUUUUGAUAUACUUUUUUCUAUAUUUCCUUAGGUUGUAUUAAGCAACCAUGGGCUAUUUGGGGGAGAAAAGGGAAUGUAUAAAAUCGAUAAGAUAAAAUAAACACAGGCCACAAUCCAGCACAAAGCUAGGCAAACAUAACACACACCCCCCCCCAAAAAAGUGAAAGGGCUUAUGCACACUUAACUCUGUUUUGGAUUGUGACAUCAGCAUUUGCGGAAGAGUCGGUGUUAACUCCUCAAACUUAAAACUGGCUACAGUUACUGACAAAUAUUAAUGCUGGCUGUCUAUUAAGAGCUCCACUGUGAUAGUUUCCAGAUGAAUAUGGCCUUCCUUCCUAAGGGGGAGCGGAUCUUCAGGCUUGCAUAACCCCAUUGCAACACCACAACCCAUUCAAAGCCAUGCACAUGUCCCCUGUUUUUUACAGCCAGCAGAUGCACAGGAAGGGAAGGUGUUGAAACAUACAGACACCAGCCAGCUCUCAGUAUUUAGUAGUGUAGUUAGUGACUAAUUGCAAGACAGCAGGAUGAGGUGGGCCAUUUCCACUCAACAGUUCUAGCCUAGAAAAACAGAUCUAAUCCUAACAUGCACUUCUGAAGCCAGGAACAGGAGGAGCAAUGCAGGUGUUGUGAUGUGGUCAGCUUGGGUGGGUUUUAGAUGUUUCCAUAGAGAUGUGGCAAAGGGCUGGCACAAUGGGAUUUUGGAAUCCACCCAGGAGCCAGACAACUGUCCCAGCCGCCUGUGGGCUUUAUAUCGAGCAAACCUGGCCUUGCACAUUACACUUAGGCCACAACCACUGAAUAUAUUUAAAGCACUCUUAUGGCAUUUUAAAAGUAAUAUUUUCCUCCCAAAGAAUCCCAGUGUCAGGGACCGUACUGAGGAGAGCUGCACUGAGGAGGAAUCGUGGGAGCCUUCCCCUCCCCCUGAGCCAGAUCCUGAAUCUUCCCAGGAGCAGGAGGAGCAGUAUAGAUUUGGAACACUGAUUUACAGAGGGGCACAGUUCAGAAGGCAGAAGCUGGGAAAUACUGGAUGGGGAGCAGCUAGGAGAAGAAACACUGGAAGAGAGAGGGUUAACAGGAUGUGAGGGCAAUCUGGCUGCAACAUCUGUCACCCCAUUGAUUGCCAGGGUUGAUUCAGCUGAUCUGGCUGGCUAGGCGGGUGUCCCCUUCCUCCCUCACCACUCCAUGUGCAUCCCUCCCGAAGCUGCACACUCAGUGGAAGAGGACAACCAUCUCAGAUAGAAGGAGUGUACCAUUCUUCGGUCAAGGGAGAGGGUUAACAGAUUCACAGUCUCUGUACAGCAUUCCUCCACUGCCCUCCCGAAAGUCGAGAAGAGCUCAGAAAGUGGCCGAACAGAAAGCACAGAGGGUACAAGGUCAGAUUACAAGAUUUAGAAGUGAUGCAGGUUAAUAGGGACAGAAAGGGGUGGGAUCCUUAAUUGGGAGCACCGCCAUUACUAGGAGAUGUGUUCUUUGUUUUCUCACUGUGAUGAUUAAGGUUUCAAACUGGUAAGAAGACUCCUUUCCUUUGUUCUGCUUAUCUACUGCCAUGGAGGAGGAAGCUAAUUCCCUGAAGCCUGACAACCAGGAAAUGUAGUUUGUGAAGAGUGCUGAAAUUUGUUAGGAGACCCCUACUCACCUCAGAAAGCUACAAUUUUCAGAAAUAUUUUAACAACCAACCCCUCUUUCCAGGGGAUCCUGGGAAACAUAGCUCUGUGCAGGGAACUGAGGUUUUUGAACAACUCUCAGCAUCCUUGACAAACUCCAGUUCCCAGGAUUCUUUGGGGGAAGACGUGGCUAUUUAAGUGGUAUAUGUAUGGUACAGAUGUGGCUUAAGUUUCACUUUCCCAUCUGUAAAAUAGGAACUGUAGCAAUAUACUAUCCAACCCCAAAGAGCUGCUGGCAAAAUGAACAGAGUGCACAUUUCACAGGCAGGACCCUGUGAAUUUUACAAAUCUGUAAUCUCAACUGUUUGUGGCCCCAGAAUGUUUAUGGGAGUCACUGUCAAUGGGAGGAUCAGGUGAGUGCUAGAAUUCUGCUUUGCCUGAGCCCACAGUCACCAUUUUGGUUAUUCCGAUCAGUGACUGCACCACCACCCUUAGAAUGGCUCCAGCCUCCUCCUCUUUUUCAUCCUACCUUCAGCACCAGCCCUCUUCCAUACAUCCUGUGAAUACCACUUAUGUGCAUCCACAUAGCAGCCUCUUGCUUCUUCUGCGUUGUUCUGGUCUUUAUAAAAUUCAGUGACAUGGUGGAAUGUCAACAAUACGGAAACAGCUCAUUCCAUCAUUAUAAUGUUGUGAGCCCUUUGGUGAGCUGUAAGGAGGAUAUAGUUCUAUGCAUGUGUACACCCAUACACAAUGCAACAUCUGCUUCCCAUUUUAUGAAGAUCUGCAUGUUUUAAAACUUCACAUAAUUGUGGUGCUGAACGUAGGGUGGUUCACUUCCAAAUAUGAAAAAUCUUCUUUCCUAGCCCUGUAUUUUCAGGUCUCGGGACAGUUGAUGUGGUUACUUCACUCUCACAGCCUCUAAAUAUACCAUUGAUCCUGAGGGAGCUCUUUAGUUCGUUUAAGGCAAGUGUUGGUGACCCUGUGGCCCUCCAAAUGUUGGAUCCUGACUCCUAUCAGGCCCAGAUGGCAUGGCCAAUGGUCAGGGAUUAUUGGAAUGGCAGUCCAGGAACGUUUGGAAGGCCACAAGUUCACCAUCCCUGCUUCAACGCCAGACUGGUUGGGAAAGAAGUUAGGACAUCCUCUCUUUGAGUUGUAUCUUUACUCAGUGUAAAUCCAUUGGAGGUAAUAGAUUUAAGGAAGUCAUGUUCAUGAACAUUGAUGGGUCUACUCUGAGUAUGACUAGCAUUGAAUGAAGCCUUUUUAUCUUUAUUUGUCUGUGGCAAUAUAUUCAUUUCUAGAUGUUCUGUUGUUGCUUUAAGGUAACCAUUGCACCAUUGUGCUAGUCACAAACAUUUUCUUCUCUUCCAUCUGGUGGAAUUUGGUUUACUUUUGGGUCUUAGGGUAGCAGAGUAUAGUUUCAGUGCUCUGCCCCCAGAACCUCCAAGACCAGAAGUUAAUGUCAGUUCACAUUUUCCUUAUGUGCAUCAUGGAGAAAAACAUUAAGUGAACUGUCUCAAGGAGCAAGUUGUGUCUGAGGGUUUCUCUUGAGGGAACAUGAUUCACAGUUAAGUCAUGCAUUUCUGGAUUCCUCCCUCCAGUACCAUAAAUUUCUGUCAGAUUUAUGGAAACUUCCCCAGUUACAUGUGUUAACUUGUUUCUGUCUGUAUCUAGAACGAGGUGCACUGGGCCCAUAAUUCAUGUGUCUGCACUGUUCACACACAAAGCAUAAGAAUGCAUUAAGGACAUAACAGCAAAUUUCUCUAGGUCCCUCUUCAGCCUACUAUGUGGCAUAUUCUCCAAUGGGACUUAUUUAAUAGCUGUAGUACUCUAUUAUGUGUACUGGUAGCCACUAUGGGCUGCAUUUCUACCUAAUAGGACUAGCAUCUUUUGGUUCGAUCUCCCUACCUUGCUAGCAUGUACCAAAUUUUAAAAUUCCGGCUGUUUUUGUAUGUGGGAAGUAAUGAGGCAAAACAUGAAAAUUUAACAACAUGCACAACUGUGGCUCCUCCACCCAAAGUUCAUCAGAGUAUAGUAAUGGAGCCCAUUUCUGAUGACGGGGGUAGAUCAGAACAAGUGACAUUAUAUAAUAGAUUCUGAGCACAUGUGGAAUUUAUUUUCUCCACAGUUGAGCAGCAACCAGAUCCCUAGUGAUCCUGUGUUAAGUAUAAAGGCUUCCCAGGCAACAUGGAGGCAGGGCUCAAUUCUCUACUGCACAUCAUUUGAGGAUUUAAGACUUCUAUCCAAUACAUAAAGUCCCACUGAAUUCAGUGGACCUUGCUUCUGAGUAGGCAUGUGCUUGAGUCCUGUUGCAAUUCUGCACACUUGUACAAGCUAGGCACAUUUGUGAAAACAAAAAGCCCCAGUUGUUGCUAUCACAGAAAACAGCUACUCCCAUCUAGUACACAUACUUACAUUUGUAAGUGAAAUACAAGGGGAUAGCAAUCUGUUUGAUAAGCGAAGGACACUCAGAUUCUUAUUAAGAACUCCUUGUCCCCCCCUCUAUUAAGAGCCAAGACGUUAGCCAAUCCCACAAGCAUCCCCUCACUUUUGCUAGCAAAGCAGCUCCUCCCAAGGACAUGAAAGCCAAGCUUAGCUUUGUGCAAGGAAAGUGGAGGGGCUAGAGGGGGUCUAGGCUUUGGUGCUGCUUCAGUGCAGCAUCUUUUUCUGCAUUGGCUAAUCGUAAAUGCAAAGACAUCCACGUGCUGGAACUCGCAAAGGAUGAAGAUUCCUGGUUAAAUUCUGUCUCCCUUUUUUCUGAUGCAAUUGCUCCUUUUUGCUUUUGUCAAUGCUCUGCAUUCAGCUGCCACGUAUGUAAAGAAGUUGCAGUUAUAAUUAUCUCACUGGCUCUGUCAUUUGGUGCUCUUUAAGGGAAGGUUUCGCUUCAGGCCAGAACGCAGAGCAUUUAAGCAGCUGCCACGUUGCAAGCAGAAAGCGAGCUGGUUCCACUCUUUAAACUUUUCCAGAUGUUUUUGUCUUAACAGGACAAGUCCCAGCAGCUGCACCAUUUCAAUGCCUCGAGGCUGGAAGGCAUAACUAGUCCACCGCAGAAAACAUUCAGCCUUGCUGAAGCAAGUGACUGAAAUGCAGGAAUGGGAAUUGUACAGAAGCAUCUAAGCCGGUUGCCACCUUUUAAACUGGAUCAGCUCCUGUGCCUUUAACAGCAGACCAAUGUGCAGAAAAGUUGCUGGUAAAGCUUUUCCAAAAAAUCUCUUACGUCCAUAACAGCAAGGAUGGAGAAUUUGUGCCCCCCAUAACUUUGGUGGAAUUCAUCUCCCAUCAGCAUGGCCAAAGGUCAAGGAUGAUGGGAGUUGUAGUUCAACAACAUCUGGAGGUCCACAGGUUGACCAUCUGUGCCAUAUCAAGGACUGCUAAAUUUCUAAAUAUCUAUAGCUACUGUUAAAAGGCAUAAGGAUGAUGACAGUGUUUAAAAAGAGAGGCACAAGCUUAGGCCCAAGAGAGGCAAACUAAUGCAUACCGGGUUGGAGUGAGUUCCAUUUAACUCAGUGGGCUUUACUUCUGAGUAGGCGUGUAUAAAAUUGCCCCAUUAUGUCCAUUUAUAAUCUUCUUGGGUAUUUGACUCCCAGCUAUUCUCAGAAAAUGCAGCAGUUAGGGGCUAGCAAAAGGGCCGGCCAUGUUAUUGCACUCCAGGAUGGAAAGGUUGUUUGUUUUUGCACACCUAAGCCACACAACAUCUGUGCACAUCCUAUCCCAAUGUCUCAGUCAUCAAUGGUGAGCUGCACAAGGAUGCUACAGGCCACACAUGGCAACAUGCAAGCAACACACUACCACCUCAUGUCUUCUAUGCCCUGAGGUUUGAUUCCCACACUUCUGGUUGUACGUUGAAGCCCAAACCAGGCGCUGGGACUACAUGAGUUCCCUGUGUUGAGCUGGCCUUAGAUACACUCAUGCUUACUCUUUUCAAAAAAGAGUUGGUUGAAGACUGCUCUCACACACUCUAGGCCAAGCUGAACAUGACACACACACCCCAGCUAUGUGGCCAUUAGGUACUCAUUGUAAAUCAUAGACAAACAUUCUCCGAAUGUCCCUUUUUAUUUGAAUCCCAAACGUUUGAAAAUGAGAACAUGACUAUGAGAAACUAGGAUGCUGCUCCAGUCUACAUUUCUGGUUUCCAAAAAAAUUUUUCUUCUUUUCUUUCAGGGCCAAAUACCAACAACCCAAUUCAUUUGUAUACCGUCUCUUUCAGAUGGGUGUGGCAGACAUGGCCCCUCUAAAUAAAACAACAGUUUUCCACUCACCUUCAGUAAUUGAUGGACCAACCUUAUCUAAAAUGCUCCUUCAUUUUCAUAGUUAACAUUUUCUCACUGUUUAAAAUGAAGUCUUUGUUAAAAUGGGGGGGGGGGCAUUGACAAACAAGCGUCCUAAAAGGACUUUUUCUUUGAAAGUUCUUUACCAUGGAAAUUCUUAAGGGAUAUUCCUGGUAGCAUUAUGAAUGAGUUGUUCAAAGGCAAUGAUGCCUCCUGCUUUUGAUUUAUGAAAUAUCAUAAAUGGGGUUUGUGAACCAUCACCAUUGUUAUACAGUAACAGCGUCACACACAGAAAGAACAACACAGAUGGAAAUUUGCUACUGGAACCUAGUGAGUCACCAAUCCCAUCCUUUUGAAUAUGUAUCAUGAAUAAUCUACAGUAAUUGAUACCCCAUUGACUAAGAUCAUGCAUUCCAACUACUUAGGCUUUGCUGCUUAAUCUGCAGACAUCUCAGAUCUAUCUGAUGGCCACAGAGGUCAUGCUGAAGCUGCCUGACAGCUGGACUACAUAUGAUUCAGUCCCAUUUACGACUUCCUUGAGGGAAUUCUCCCCCCUCCCUGGUUUUGCCUUUAAUCUCACAAGAAAAAAGAAUUGUAAUUGAAUCGGGAAUUCCAGAGAGUCAAAACUUUCCAUUUACAGUGGUACCUCGGGUUAGGUACUUAAUUCGUUCCGGAGGUCCGUACUUAACCUGAAACUGUUCUUAACCUGAAGCACCACUUUAGCUAAUGGGGCCUCCUGCUGCCGCCGUGCCGCUGGAGCACGAUUUCUGUUCUCAUCCUGAAGCAAAGUUCUUAACCUGAGGUACUAUUUCUGGGUUAGCGGAGUCUGUAACCUGAAGCGUAUGUAAGCUGAAGCAUUUGUAACCCGAGGUACCACUGUAUGACUAUGUAAGCUAUAAUUAUUGAACUUUUUGCUGUAGUUGACUAACCUAUGCAGAUUGAUAAUGUUGAAGCAAGUGUUGACCCGCUACUGUGAGCAUCUUUCUAUCAUUGAUAACCGUGCCUACAUUACCUCUCCUGCCCACUUCCUUUGCUGUUGCCUUGAUGUUGGAAAACAAAUUCAAGGUAAAUGCCUUCAAGAAGGCAAGUGUCUCGAUGUAUGAUCACAGCAGAGAGACACUCGUUUGGACAGAGAUGGAAAGAUUUAUUGUUUAGUAUGGAGGAAUGGUUGUUGAAGCUAUGGGAGGCAAGGCUGAUAUGUUUGAUUGGAGAGAGGUCAUUGGUGACAUUCGUUAAUGACAAUAAUGGGAGAACCCCUUUUUGGACUUUUUGUGUGAAAAGGAAAAUGUAUGACUUCGGGACGCAUGGGUCUGAAGACUGGGGAAAUAUUGCUUAACAGAAAGUAGAACCAUUCUAGAGUGAAUGUUUUGAAUAAUUUCUUUUAUGUAACUGACAGAUAGAAAAUUGGAAAUCCAAUUUAUUUCUCUCUCUCUCUUUUGUUUUCCUUUGGUGUCCUCUGCUCUGGGCCAUUAUUGGAGUCCAAGGAUUACACACAUAUGAAGGAGGUAGGUGGAUGAAAGGACCCUGGGUAAGAGGCAGGGUAGGGAAGAUCUCCCAGGAUCCCAGGACUGGGCGAGGAAAGGAAAUCUCCCAGGUGAGAGCUGGGAGGGCCCACUACUUUCUGUGGGAGACAAAGGUUAAGAGCUACCUUUGAGAGAGGACUCUGCGUUUUCUUUUCUCUUUCUUUCUCUGUUCUUGUUCUUACCUAGAUUAUUUUCUUUUAACUUACUGUAUCACAAAAAAGCUUUAGCGAAAUCUUAUGGAAAAAGGGCAAGUUUAAAUAGAAGUGGGGUUUUGGGGGUGGGCAGGGGGGAAUCACUAAAACUCACAGGCAUUGUACUGCUUGAGAUUUCUGAAAUUAUAAAUACGCAGACAAGAUGGUUGCUAACUCCUUAAAUUCUGCUAGCAUGAGGGAAGGCAAGAAAGAGGGUGUUAAGUUGUGGGUGAACAUAUCAGACGACACAGCGGUUCUUCAAACAGCUCUUGUUUAUUCACAGGCCAGAACAGAACUGAACUGAAGGGUUCAGCCAGCCUGCUUAUCUAAAGCUCCAGUACCACGCAACUGUAACAACUUUCUGUAACUAUCCAAUCACUGAACGUCACUUUCAAUCCCGUAUUUGCAUAUGUGGACCUGAGUGAAAACUAUCUACAGUAUCCCCCUGCUGGCCCAGGGUGAGAACUUCAGUACAUAACAGAGGGCAUCCCUGAAAACCAGUUACUGGGAACACCAAGUGGGGACAAUAUUGUUGCCCCCAGGUCCAGCUUGUGUGGGUUUACCACAGGCUACUGUGAGAACAGGAUACUGGAUUAGAUGGGCCUUUGGCCGGAUACAGUGAGACUCUUCUUAGCUUAUCAGCCAAAAGGUUGGAGAGUUUCUACUCAUGGCUAGGUUGCAUUUUAUCAAUAUAUAAAUGUAAGAAUGUUAAUAAUGCAGAUGACAACCAACCCCCUCACCGCCCAUCCCCAGUUUAUAAAUGGCUGUGGUUAAUACUAUAAAAUGCCGUGAUUCACAAACUAAGGUUUUCUGGAAAUGCAGCUUAUCUCCCUGGAAAAAAAGGGAUAUCCAUGUUUAAUGGUAUUUUUAUUUUCAUAAACUUGUUAUAAUUCCUAUUAUAGCAAAAAUAAUAAUAAUCUGGAUUGUAUUACUGGUGUCUUUGGCCCCCCCUUCUGCCUCGAGAUAUCAUAUAUGCUUUCCAUGAUUAUUUUGUUCAGUGCUUUGAUUUUGCAUUUUAAUACAACAAUACAGGAAAAAACAAAUAACUGUAGGAACUAUUGUUCACACCAAUAUGAGAUCACUCACCACCCAACUGGCCACAACCCAACACUGAAUUACUGUGCUUAAGCCCCUUUUAAUCAAUGGACUUAAGCUACAUUGGAUUGUUGCCACCCUCUUUGCAAUAUGUGAACAUGCCCUGAAUAGGUUUACGAGGUCAGAUGGAUCCCUCCGUCUCUUAACAAUACAGACUCUCCUUCCCUAUAUACUUAAGGCCACUCCACACAAGACGAUUUCCUUGUUCUGUAGGUGGGAGGAUACAAUAUCCUAAGGGGCUGCUGCCCAAAAUGGUACCCCUGUGUUCAUUUUUUCACCUCUGCUAUGCAGUAUGUUGUAGUGGAGCUUAGGUAAAGGUAAAGGGACCCCUGACCAUAAGGUCCAGUUGUGGCCGACUCUGGGGUUGCGGCUUUCAUCUUGCUUUAUUGGCCGAGGGAACUGGCGUACAGCUUCCGGGUCAUGUGGCCAGCAUGACUAAGCCGCUUCUGGCGAACCAGAGCAGUGCACGGAAACGCUGUUUACCUUCCUGCUGGAGCGGUACCUAUUUAUCUACUUGCACUUUGACAUGCUUUCAAACUGCUAGGUUGGCAGGAGCAGGGACCGAGCAACGGGAACUCACCCCGUCACGGGGAUUCAAACCGCUGACCUUCUGAUCAGCAGGUCCUAGGCUCUGUGGUUUAACCCACAGCGCCACCCACGUCCCUGUAGUGGGGCUUACUAGUAGCAUUAUCCUGAGCACAUCAUAGCUGAGCAGGGACGUAGAAUGAGCAUAAUAAAAGCAGGAUGCAAGGGAAGUUGAGUUCCAUGCUGUACGUAGAUGGGGGAAAGGGAAUGUGAUGCUGGGCUGCUGUUUUCAGAAGCAGGCUUGGGGGGACGGUUGUGUGGGUGAUGUGUAGUUUCACUGUGGAAAAAACCAGACACACUGUGAGUUGGGAAGUGCAGCCGUGAGUAUUAAUUCUGCCACAUGGAUUAAAAGUCUCUGUAUGCACUUUGUCGUUCUUCUGACUGAACUUCUGUCCUUUCAUACAGAGCUCUGACUGGUGAGGGCCAUUGUGAUGUGGUGGUUAGAGUGUCAGACUAGGACCUGGGAGAUGAGGGUUCAAAUCCCCACACAGCCACGAAGCUUGCUGAGUAAUCUUGAGCCAGUCACUGCCUCUCAGCCUAAACUACUUCACAGGGUUGUUGUGAGGAUUAAAUGAGUCUUGAGGAAAAGACAGGCUAGAAAAGCAAUAAAUGAAUAAAAAUUCAAUAGAUAAAUAUCAGUGUAGGGAAAAUAUGUGCCAAUCACACACUAAAAGAUGGCUAUGAAUGCCAGCAAAAAACAGUGGUGUGCUUCCUUAUAUAAUUCCCAUUAUAGCAAUUUUUUAAUGUUUGAUGCUGUAUUGUGUUUUUAAUAUUCAUUUGGAAGCCGCCCAGAGUGGUUGGGGAAACCUAGCCAGAUGGGCAGGGUAUAAAUAAAUUAUUAUUAUUAUUAUUAUUCCUUUGUCACACUGCUUGCCUUAGGAGUUGGUGCUAAUGUUGAUGGCACUAUUGUGGUCCUUUCCCUAGAAUAGUUGCAACUGGAUCCUCUGCCUCAGUCAGGUUAUGCACCAGUACACAGCCAUCUCCAUCGGUCUGCAAGGUUUGUAUGAACAGGAAGGACUGGGCAGCACCCCGUAAAGCUGACAAUAUUUUUGGGAAGCCCGAGAGAACAAAAGAGUCUUUGCUGGAAUCCUGAAAUGCCUGCCACAAAUGUGGCGCUCGCCUAUGAUUCUCCAUCAUCUCCGCUGCCGAAAGGCAGUGUAUUCCUCCGCCACUUCUUGAUUGCUCUGGUCUAUCAUUUAGUUUUUGGCUGCAGCCUCAGAUUAUAUUUUUGGGACUCGGGAAGAAGGGGACGGGGUGGGAGGGGGACGGGAGGGGGAGAGCCAGCCCACUGUAGAGAGAAAGAAACAGAAUUGGAAAAUAGAGAAGGAGGAGGAGGAGGAGGAGAAAGAGAGCCAGCCAAGCAGAAACCCAGCCCAGCAAACCUCGGAACGGUUUCCUGUUGCCUCCUUCUAAAACACUUAGAUUCCUUCAGACCCUUGAGAGAGGCUGAAGUUUUCUCAGCUCCACUGCCCUGUCCUUGAGGUAUGGCAUCAAAUCCUCCUUUUCCAUUCUCUGCUCUUUCUCAUUCCUCUCUGUUAAUGAUACUAAGCAAUCGGGUCAGUUUAUCAAAGAUCUAACAUCGGCACCUGAAUCGGUGGAGAAGGGGAGUUGUAUUAAUGUGUGGGAAUAUUUUUUUGCAUUUUCUUGACUUUCCAUUCUUGAGAAUUUGCUUGCUGCACCUUACUUUUGUUCCUCAGUUCGAAAGCUCUUCCCACCCCUCUUAUAGCUGAAGCAUGUUAAUAGGCUUAGUUCAAUGACAUUUCAGAAAGAACAGGAUUUUGCUGCUUAUUUCAUUGCUUUUCGCUGCUUGCCAUAAAUAUGUGUUUAUUUAUUAGAAGGAGAUGACAGUAAUUUUCAAGCAAGUUGUUACUCUGUUGCUAGGAUUUCACAAUUUAAUUCCUCCCCUCUAAAAAUAAUAAUAACAAUUAGGUCUGGCACAUGGAAUGCAGCCUGUCAUUGGUCACUUCAGGUUACGAGCAUCUAAGGAACUAUACUUGUCAAGAGAACGUUAUCUUAGCACAUUUAGCCCAACGAUAUUUUUCUUUCCAGAAAAAGGCCAUCAAAAGAAGAAGAAGAAAGUUGUUGUUUUUAAAGUAUACUACCCCCUGCAAUUGUCUUUAUUUAUCUCACUGAUUUGCUUUUGGCAGAGUGACAGCAGUACAGAAAGAGGAUGAAUUUCAAGUCAGAAUGUUGUGGGGUUUUCUGUUUGUUUUGUUGUUGUUUUUUUAAAAAAAUAACAACAGUGGAUGCUAAAAGGGAUUUCAUUGCCUUUAAAGGCAGCCACUGCCUCCCCUGCUCUGACCCAAGAGAAUAGUUCAGCUGCUCUUUUUUUUGUUUGUUCCCUCUUGGAACAGUAUUUUAUUCCAAAACGUUUGCCAAGAAAAAGGCAGUUAAUUUUGAAUUGCAGAGUGCAAUCUAAGUGCCUGGAGCAGUUUAAUCUGGUGCAGAUAGGAAAGAGCCCUGUUGCUCUGAGCAGUCUAUUUGUGUGCGUAUUGGUGGGGGACGAGGGGAAAUAUAACAAAAAUGCAAUGGAUUGUGACUCUGGAAGGGUGGUAAAGUUGAAGGGGAGAAUUUUUUUUGUGUGUAUGCGGAGGGGAUUAAGGAAAAUGCAUGCACAGUCCAUGAAUCAGUUCAAACAAAGCCAUUGUCUGCCACAUAGGCAGAAGCAGGAGAUUGGGGGUGGGGGGUGGGGAGAUAUCAACUUUUCAAACUUUUGCCAAGCUCCGCCUACUGGGGUGGGGGAAAGGCGCUCUUCUCUUGUAUGACUCUCCCACAAUGGAAUGUCGGCUUCCAUGGCAACCCUUUCAGGGCCUUUUGGUUCAGGAGAUGCAAGGCCUUUAUGGCCUGAGACGCAGAAAGGAAAAGAUGUGUUCAGCUGGAACUUUUCCCCUUUGCAGAAUUUUAGCUGCGGAAAAGUUCAAAGGUUUAUUUUUUGAAGCGCUGCUUUCGGUUCUGAAUCGCCCUUCUAUGCAGCAUCCAAAAAGAAGGAAUGUAGGAAGACACAACAGAGCGCCUCUUGACUUCUCCCCAGUUGUCCUUAACUGACGUUUCCAUCUAUUAUGGCAGAGGGGAUCUCAUAACACACACGUCUUCAUGUCAGUAAAGUAUUUCAGUUCACUCGCUAUCAUUAAAACCAGAGCUUGGCUUCUGCAGAGGUUCAGCGAGGGCUCCAUCGGGGACUGUGUGUUCAACGCUUGAACUCAAUUCUGGAAUACAUAAAGUAAAGUAAAGGAAUAUAUCUUCUGUGCAAGUGUCUUUACCACUAACUAUGGUGGUGGUGGUGGUAGUAGUAUAGUGGUACCUUGGGUCACAAAUGCUUCAGGUUACAUAUGCUUCAGGUUACAGACUCUGCCAACCCAGAAUUAGUACCUCAGGUUAAAAACUUUGCUUCAGGAUGAGAACAGAAAUCGUGCUCUGGCGGCGCAGCAGCAGCAGGAGGCCCCAUUAGCUAAAGUGGUGCUUCAGGUUAAGAACAGUUUCAGGUUAAGAAUGGACCUCCGGAAUGAAUUAAGUACUUAACUUGAGGUACCACUGUAGUAGUAGUAAUAAUAAUAAUUUAUUUAUAUCCCCAGCCACUCUGGGAGGCUCCCAACAGAAUAUUAAAAACACGAGAAAACAUCAAACAUUAAAAAUUUCCCUAAACAGGGUUGCCUUCAGAUGUCUUCUAAAAGUCAGAUAGUUGUUUAUUUCCUUGACAUCUGAUGGGAGGGUGUUCCACAGGGCAGGUUCCACCACCGAGAAGGCCAUCUGCUUAGUUCCCUGUAACUUCGCUUCUCACAGUGAGAGAACCUCCAGAAGGCCCUCGGCGCUGGACCUCAGUGUCUGGGCUGAACGAUGGGGGUGGAGACGCUCCUUCAGGUAUGCUGGGCCGAGGCUGUUUAGGGCUUUAAAGGCCAGCACCAACACUUUGAAUUGUGCUCGGAAACAUACUGGGAGCCAAUGUAGGUCUUUCAAGACCGGUGUUAUGUGGUCUCAGCGGCCACUCCCAAUCAACAGUCUAGCUGCUGGUCUGUUCCCUGCAACUCCAGAUUAAGAUGUAAAUCUUCCAGAGCCCCAACUCUGGGACAGCCACUGUUUAAUGGUAUAGCGAAAGAACAGCAAUUAUGCCCACACAGUUAUUUAUGUCAGCUACAUUCAUGCCAGCUGUUUAUAUCUUAAAACAAAGGGCUAUGAUUAAACAAACCAGGCUUUAAUUAACUUUGUGCGGUACUUGAUAGUUUAGGUAUUUUUUAUAACUUAAGAAAGUUGCUGAUAUCUUUUUGCACUGGAGGAGGGGUGAACUGUAGGGGUUUCACAGGUGGUGAGCAUCUGGGCUUCCUUCCAGGCCAAACUUCCGGCCACUUUCCUCUUGGGACAGGCUGCUGGUAGCUGACAACAUGAAUGGUGAGCAGCUGGCCUUGCUUUCAUCAUGGUGCCGCAGAAUCCAUAAAAUAACAUGACCCAAAAUAACUGGAAAAUUACAAGCAAAGCAAGCCCAGCUUUCCAGUGCUGGAUAUCUCAGACAGGACUUAGAAUUUAGUCAGGUCCAUCCAUCCAUUUAUCUGUAAGCUGCCUUGAAUCCCAUUCUGAGGGGAAAGCCUUAUUAUUAUUAUUAUUAUUAGCCACAAUUGUGCCAAGGCACCACUUCUGCUGAGAUACAGGACAUCCCCCAGAGGCCCAUGGGAUGGCACAGGGACUUCUGGAGCAGUCUCUUAUUUCCUGGUAGGAGGGAAAUCUAGAGAGAGCAGAGCACAACUUCCUUGUGCUACUUUUGUCUCCACAAAUGCCAACAAGAAGUCAGCGCUGUCUGCACUGAAAUGAACAUGAGAGAAUUGUUCUCUUGCUCCUUCCUUGCUGCCAGACAUCCCUUUCACUGGGAAAUGGAAGAUCACCUCAGUACACCAGGGAGUGAAGUGAAGCUAUAGCCAUAGCUGUCAACGUUUCCCUUUUUAAAGGGGAAAUUCCCUUAUUCCGAAUAGGAUUCCUCGCAAGAAAAGGGGAAAGUUGACAGCUAUGGCUAUGGCUAGUCCUUGCAGGAACCCAAAUGUACAACUCCUCUUAAGCCAAAGCAUUUUAAGGCCCUCUUACUUGAGAGACACCGCCCCACAAUAGGGAGCUGCUGUUGUCCCAACUACAGUCCCAAGCUCAGGUUUAUCACCCCAAUGAGAAUUAUGCCCCAGGCAGCACAUUAAAGGUGCAUGUGAUUUUUCUUUCUUUCAAAAACUAUUUGCUAAAUAAGACUGGAAAGUAUUUAGCUUGUGCAGCUAAGGACUAGCAAUAAAGAGCUAGAUCAUAUCCCUGAUAUUACAGUCAUAUAAAGCUUCUUUCCCUUUAUCUUUACGGUGAAAAUUACCUGCUGUUUCCUCUGCCCUUAAGCCUUGGAUAUUCUGACAUGUAUCAUUUUCUCUCCAGUUAAAGCCACACAUUUGAUACUAGGGAGCUGAAUUAUUGGGUAGUUCUCUUGAACAAGUUCUUAAAAUGAUGACACUUUAUACAGUGCUUCUGCCAGAGCAGACUAACAUCAGCUUGUUUUUACAGAGGAGAAAAUGAAAGGGAUCACCAUUUUCCAGCAGGAAAGGGAGGACUUAAUGUGUGUGCCUAGCAGUACAAAGUAAAGUCAGAAAUGGAAUCUCCAUCCUGAGCUCCUUUGGAAGGAAGGACAGGAUUAAUAAUGAUGAUGAUGAUGAUGAUGAUGAUGAUGAUUAUGUUACCCAACCAUUUCCCAAGCUUUUCCCCCCUCAUAGUAUUACAUCUUCGUAAGCUUUUAGCUAGUGUGGCUUUUGAAACAUGGAGUUACUAGCAGUGGCGUAACGCCCUUUGCCAGAGCCCAGAGAAGAUGAGCAUGCAUGUGCCCCAGGCUCAUCCAGCCCUUGCCACUGAUGUCGCUGGGCGGGUGUUCACGUGCCAUGCGGGAGCAGGGUGUGGAGGGUGCCCUUCACCCUUCACCGUCUGCACUCCCCCGCCCCUAUCGCCAGUGGGCAAGCUCUGCUGUGCUGGGCAGGGGCGGGACACGCAGAAGGCGAUCUUCAUCCUCUGUGCUAUCCAGUCCCUGCCGCCGGGUGCAAGGGGGAUCUCAGUGGGGUGAGGAGCUCCUGGUUCACACACACCCAGAUUGUUCGCCCAGGGCAAUAUCCCCCAUUCCCCCCCAUGCCACUGGUUACUAGACAGUCUUUAAUGUUGUAAAUUGCUACUUGGGUUUAAUAAUUGGAAAAGAAAUGGUGAUGCAAUCAGUUUCCCUGAAGAUGAACAAGACAGGGUUAAAUGCACAAGAAGAGCCCUGCUAGAUCAGGCCAGUGGCCCAGCUAGUCCAGCAUCCACAAGAUGCUUAGGGGAAGCUUGCAAGCAAGAUCUGAGCACAGCAGCACUCUCCCCUCCUGCGGCUUUCAGCAAACUUUUAUUCUGUUCAUGGAGGCAGAAUGCAGCCCCCAGGGUUAGUAGCCAUGGAUAGCCUUUUCCUCCAUGAGGUUUCAAAGCAAGCUGCGCUGCAUUCAUUUAUUUUUGAGCAACUUUUUAUGGGGUUUCUAUAAACAGAAAGCUGCACUUUAAAAGUAUUACCGUUGCAGCAAUAGCUAUCACAUGCCCCCCCUCCCCAUUUCAUUUAUAUAUUUUUUAAAAUCCGGCAUAGCACUUCAAGCAAGACCAGAUAGCUGUGCCCACUCUUUAUUUAAACUCCCUCUAAUUCGUUAGUGUAGGGUUACUCUCAGGCAUUGUGAGAAAUUCAGCUUGGUGCUGCUGCGCCUCAACCGCCACCAGGUACACUUGCCAGGGCCUGGUGACAGAGGAGGCUGGCCAUCAUUGAGCAUUUGCCCAAGGCUUCCUCAGCCUAGCUCAGUGGGCUUCCUCCCAUGUUAGUGACUGUCUGUGGAUUGCAAGCUACUAGCACAAACCGCUCCCUCAUGGUACUCAUCUGCAAACCCUGGUUUGCGGUUUGAAGGCUUUCUCCAUGAGCAACAGUUGCAAAACGGAUCCGUUUUGUUUAGGAUCCUGGUCAAGCCAUAGUAGAAGGUAAAGGACCCCUGGACGGUUAAGUACAGGCAAAGGCGACUGGGGUGCGGUGUUCAUCUCACUUUCAGGCCGAGGGAGCUGGCGUUUGUCCACAGACAGCUUUCUGGGUCAUGUGGCCAGCAUGACUAAACCGCUUCUGGGGCAACAGCACACCGUGAUUGAAACCAGAGUGCACAGAAAUGCCGUUUACCUUCCCACCGCAGUGGUACCUAUUUAUCUACUUGCACUUGUGUGCCUCUGAACUGCUAGGUUGGCCGGAGCUGGGACAGAGCAACAGGAACUCACCCCGUUGCACGGAUUUGAACUGGCAACCUUCUGAUCGGCAAGCCCAAGAGGCUCAAUGGUUUAGACCACAGCACCAUACUAGUCAACUUAACUGAUUGAUAAAAAGCCGAUCCUGAAGAAACAUUUGGCUCUAUCUGAACACUCAUAAGGCUUCUUGCACCCUCUCAAAUCUGCACCAGAGGGUUUGCUGAACUCUCCAGAACAGAGGGCAACAGCAAAAAGUGGGAAUUAGUGAGAAUUACCUUCCUUCCCAGUCCAUUCACAGAAUUUUAUGCUGGAGCAAUGAGUUGGCCAUGAACAGAAGGACCCAACUAGAAGCAUCCCUUCAUAAAUGCUGCUUUGAGCCAUAUUCAUAUAAUGCUGCUACAUGGACAGGUGUUGCACAGCUCUUCUCAGAAAGAAAAGGCUCAGGAUAAGUGAGCAUAUUGAUGACUGUGCACACUAUGAUAGCUUUUUAAGAGAGACAUGAAUUGGCAACAUGGGUUAAUACCCCCACCAUGUCAAAUCAGGGUUGAAAGAGUAGUUAGAACGAAGGGGUGCAGGCUCUAGCCUUGGUCCAUGACUCCGCAUCCUUUAAAUGAGAUGGAAUGUGAACAAAGAGGACAGCAGAGAAAAUUGAGUUUGUGGUUAUUUCAAAUGCUGGGUAAUGAACGUUAUCCUUCCUUGGGAAAAGGCAGAGAAAGCAGUCCAUGCUGUCCAGAGGAAGCCACCAAUGCUAAUCUUAGAGAGAGGGGAGAAAAGAGAAUAUCUGUUAAGAGAUGCUUGAGAUAUGCAGUUAAUAAAAGGCAGCCACCAAAGCCACCUAAAUUGCUGGUGUGGAAAUAGGAUGAUCACAUCUUUUCAAAGCUCUUUUAAGUAACCCUGCUCUCAUUAUUCAUUAUCAUCAUAAGGUGCUGUUUUGCAUAGGAACAUAUGUCAAAAGGAAAGAGCAAGGAAAGGUGGCCUGAUGUAUGUGUUCUGCAAUGGACUCUGGGCGUUAAAGACAGCAAGGCAAAAUGGUGGAGUCAGCUAGGACAAAAGAAACCCUUACAGCAGCCUAUGUGCUGCAUUCCAGAUAUCACUGGGGGGGGGGGCACCCAGGGGAGAUGCCCUGGUGGGAACCUUCCUUAGCUCUGCAGCAGCUACCAGUUUCAAGCCUAUUCUUGGUAUAAUGUGGACUUGAAUGUUGAUUUAAAGUGGGGAUUCAAUAUUCCGCUGUUCCUCGCAGACUAUAGACCACAAGGCAACAAAGAGGUACACGUGGCACCCAAGGGAAAUUGCCAGGACAGGGAGUUUAUGCAAACUGCCACCUAGUGCGCUUUCCCUUUCACAAGAAGCUUUCCCUGGGAUUGUUGUGUCAGAUGCAGUGGUGUAGUGGCAAAUAUUGAAGAGCUCAUCAUGACAACCUUCACAGCCACACCCUAAAGGAGUGUCCAAAAGUACAGGCAGCUGCACUGAUCCCUAUAUUUAUGUGUGCAUAAAUGUGUGCAACACACACACACACACACAUAUCAAAAUGUAGAAGUACAUAGCAUAUUACCAAAUUGGUUAGAAUGAAUAUGACCACAAUCCAAUGUAGUUUCCUGGUAAUAAGCACUAUGCAUAAGGGAAACCAUGCAUAAGUUUAUAGCCAUGUCAAUCAGAAACGUGAACCAUCUUGCAAAGAAGUGUUGCCAUUUAACCCGCUAGCAUGAAGUAAGAACCCCAAACCAAAGGAAAUAUGUUUCCAUCCUCUGCUUGAUUAUUUUCCUCCUUCUCUGACUGUGCUAAAUUGACACAAACAAGCUUGAAAGCUUUAUUGUCAUGUCACUUAACUUGCAAGGAGAGUUUGUCAAGUACCCUAGCACCCCAGCAGAUGACAUCAUUGUCCUUGCACUUUCCUACAUGACUCCCAACCCCAAUUAGAUCAUGGGAAAAAGACCACACUUCGGCAGGACAGGAGUGCAGCUCUGAUUUAUUUGUUCUUUGGGGGGCGGGACUCUGCACAUGCUGAGAAGCUGUCUUUUCCUCCCAUGGGAUAUAUAGAGAAAUCACUCCAGUUAAAGAAAAGCAUGGGAUCCUUAUCAAAUGUCAGCACCAUUUAUAGAACCAGAUACCAACUGCAGCCUACACAGCAAGCCCUGGCUGAAACCAAACACAGAAUCUGGUUCUUCUGUAGUUCAAACUAGGAUAGUGACCAUGCCACUUAAACCUUAUUUAAAGUUCUGUUCCUUUGGACAACUAGCUUUUGCAUCUGUUCUGUGUUCCAACCUACUCUUGUGAAACAAGAGUGUUGGAAAAGGAGAGUUGUGUCUGCAUUCACGAGGAUAUGAAUGCAUGUGCAUUAAUCCACUUUGCAGAUCCAAACUCUGAGUCUUGGCACUGAGAAGCAUGUUCGUGGGUUGAGCCCCUGUGGCUCAAUUAAGCCCCAGCAGCAUGCCUUGAGUCAUUUGAUUUUCCACAGAUAGCUGUGUGAUGGCUGCUACACAGGUCUUCAUUGCGAGAGCAUCACACUAUGCAUUUGACACCUCUAUUGCAAAGUACCAAGGGUACGGCUGGAAGGCUUCAGCCAAAGCAGCUCCUCUUAGACAAAAAAUAAGUCUCUUAUGGAGGCAUUUCUGGACAUUUUUGUUUUUCAAAUAAACUUGUUUCCUGUCUCCAGCCACAGACGUUUAUGUAAAGCUUGUUUGCUCAGAGAGUUGAUCCAUGUCCCUUCUACCUCCAAGCACAACAGUGGCUGUUCUCAGUGUUUGCUGGCCUGCUGUCAGAUGGGCUCCUAUACCUCAGCACAGCCCCGGGCCUUGAAAUCUGAUAUUCUCUGGGGCAAGGAACACCACUUGAGAUCCUCAUCCAAUAUUGACCAGGGUGGCUCAAGGGGUGUUGUCUUCUGAAAGCAGCCCCUUGACACCUGGCUCGUAACUGCUGAACCUCAGCGAAGUUGUCGGACCUUGGUCAUCAGUGGACCUCGGAAGCAAGGCAAGAAAGAGCCCCGCUAAGCAAAGCACAAGAAAAUCCCUUGUAGAUCCAGGAGGAGGGAAACAGCCAGAUGCAGCUGUACUUUUCCACCCCAAAAAUGCCAUUUAAAAGGGGAAGAGCUAUUGACCUCAGCUUCAGGUCUUGGCAGUGACGAAGGAUGCUUUCACCAGCCUCCAGAGCAAAUAAAGGCAAGAGGAAAGGACUUGGUGUACUGAACAGCAGGAGGAGAGGUGGGGGCAGAGGAAAGAGCUGUCUGCAUUAGACAGCCGCCAAGUCAAUGGGAAAUAGGCCCCCUACAUAGCCAACGUGGUACUAUCCAGAUGUUGUUAGACUGCAACUCCCAUCAGCCCCAAGCAGCCUGGUCAGAGAUGGUGGGAUAUGUAGUUCGAAGCAUCUAGAGGGCACAAAGUUGGUUACUCCUGCCUUACUCUAUACUCACCAAAAAGUGUCUGUAAUGAUGAACUGUCAGGCACAUCCAUGAUUUUGCAUGAAACCAUGUUGCAUCUUCAUGAAUGGUUCUAUUUCUCUUACCAUGAUCUAACCAUAUACACAAAAAAUACAUCAUGCAAAACAUGCUGGAGGCUGCAGCAUGAACGUUUUUAGAGAGUUACAGUGUAAAUAUUGCUAAAGCCUGCUACAUUUGGCAUAAAUAAAAGCUGAGGUGGAAAUUUCAGACAUCAGCCUUUCUGUAGUGCAUUGAAGGCAACAUGUUUGGAAAACGAUUCCACAUUUUGGGCGCAAAGGGAGCAUGCUGCAACCUGCCAUAGAAAUGCCAGGAAAUGCAUUCAUAUUAGAUCUGCAAUAUAUUGAGAGGUGGAGGGAAAUCAGCCACAUUUUGUAUGAGGUUGCAUUUAGGUGUGAAAUAUGUUUGUAGAUAGGGAGCUACUUUGCAGAGUUCAAAUUUUGAAAGUACUAAGUUGGAGUUCAGAAUUUUAUAUUCCGCAGUUUAAGACUUGGGAGACUUCUGGCUUGUGAAAAUAUUUCACUGUUAGAUAAAUAUUUCACUCAGGCUUGCACUACAAAUGAAAAAUAAAAACCACUGCCAGUGUUGUCUUUAUAUUUUGUCAUACAUCUGUCACAUGAAUCUGCUACCAAUAGGGAAGGUUGUGAGAGAACUGCACGCAUCAGUCUCAUAAUCUUAUUGUGAAUACAAAUUCCAUAUUCUCCUGGAUUUCCCUUCUUUGUUAGAAGCAGGAAGUGAUCACUGAACAAUAGAUUGUAUCUGAGCAAUUGAAAAGGCAUUUGGCAAUAGCAUGUUUUAUCGGUUGGUCUGGAUUUCCAGAUGCCCACCCGUUUGUACCUACUAGUACUCUGUGAGUGGUUUUUCAGAUUAGCAAAGAGUUCAUAUAUCAUUUUACAGUCAACACAUUCAGAUUCUUGCCUGCAUGCUAGGCUCAGCAAGAGAUUCCCCUUUCUUCGCAGUUCAUACCACUUUUCAUGGACAUAGAUAUUCAAGUUCUACAAAUUGCGUCUGGAGUAGACAAGAUAGCUCCAUAUAGGAGCACUGUCCAUCUGUAUCAACACUCUACUCUUAGGAAAAUAGGUGAAAGUCUGAAAACUCUCAGUAGCAAAUAUAUAGGCCUGUAGAAGAAGAUUCUGCAGUUGCAGCCUCUGCUGUAUGCCAGACUGCAGAUAAGCAAAGAAUUUAAUCACUCAGGAUUUCCUCAGUUUGUUUCCCCAGUGCUUUCUGGCAAGAACUUCCUUGGGCAAGGAUUUACAUGCCUUAAUGCUAUUGCGUUUGAAAGAUAGGACUUUGCACCAGCAGGAAGAUGGUUUGGACAUUACAUGAUGCAGAGAAUAACACUGACUUCCACUUUUCCACCCUUAUUUUUCCCCUUCUGAAAUAUUUUUCCCAGUAAAACUUCCAUGUUUUUGUUUUUAAAUCCAAAGGAUAUUUAAAUUCUUCUAUGGUUAUCUGUUAUGCACACUUCUGCAAUGUAGUUAAUAGGAAAAAGCUCAUUUUAGUUCCUUUAUUUCCCCCUACUACCCACAAAGUCUGAAACAGAGAUUAUAACUGAAACAUUAACAGGUAAAAUUUAUGGAUGCCAGGUUUCAGCCCAGAAAUAGUGUCUCUGCCUUCUAUUUCUCUGCCACCUCUCCCGCUGCAUUUUCCUUCUUUGCUUGUAAGGGGUCAAAAUGAAGGCUUGCUUUGCUAGGUCCAGGAAGUAAGUGGAUGGAGGUCAUUGUGGCGUCUAGCCUUACAACAGGCUCCACAAAGCCACCAAGUUCAAUGAAAUUUACUCACUGGGCAUGUGCUUGGUCAGGGAUUUCAGCCUAAAAAUCCAGGAAGAAAUUUCUGACAAUAAGAGCUGUUUGAUAUUGGAACCAACUCUCUUAGGAGACUCCCCUUCAUUACAGGUUUUGAGGCAGAGGUUAGAUGGCCAGUUGUCAUGGAUGUUUUAGUUGAGAUUCCCUUGGGGUCCCUUCCAACUCUACAAUUCUUUGAUUCUAUAUAUUGUUGAAGGGAGGAAACUGUAGGUAUAAUCCUUCCAUCACCUAAUGUUAAUCAAGUUCAUGCAUGAAUUGUUCUGCAGAAGACUUCGGCUUUAAGUUCAAGUCAUUUUCAUUACCCCCAUUUCUUUCUUUUUUGAAGCAUCCUUGCAGCUCAUCAGCGUCAACUAUGUCAAAAGCCUUAUCUAUCCUUACUUAUUCUUCCUGUAAGAAGAAACAGUAACAUGAAAACGUGGUGUUGUGGUUACAAUGUUUUACUCAGCACAGGGCUCAAAUCCUCAUUUGAGCUCUCCAUGAUUUGGGGGCCACUCACUAUCUAUCAGCUUAGCCUACCUCACAAGGUUGCUGUGAGAAUAAAAUUGGGGGAGGAUCAAGCAUGCUGCCCUAAAUUCCUUGGAGGAAGGGUGGAAUAAACUGCAAUAAAUGAAAAUAAUAAACUGACUCUCGUGCAAUAAAGCCCAUAAUUUUCAUAAAAACUAAUACAGUAGAACACAAUACUCAAUCCCCACCCAAAUAUAAGUCAAAUGUUUCCUCUUCUCUCUCCAGACUUCAAACAAAGAUGCGGGUCUGGAUUUUCUUCCUCUUCUGCCUGGCAGGCAAGGCCCUGGCAGCACCGGUAAGUAUUGAAAUGGGAUCAAAUAAAAUUUUAAAACCUGUUUCCUAGAAUGAAUUUCUGCCCCUCCUGCUAUAGGAUUGCCAUUGGGCAAGGCAUGAGAAAGGUGAGUUUCAGGGCCAACAUACAACAAAAGGAUUGCCGCAUUUUGACAGUACAGUACCUUGGAAGUCGAAUGGAAGCCUUCCAGAAGUCCGUUCGACUUCCAAAACAUUCAGAAACCAAAUCGCGGCUUCUGAUUGGCUGCAGUUAGGGAAAUGGAAUAAAUUGCUGUGUGAACUCAGGCUAAGUCAGAACAAGCAUGAUGUACACACGCCAGAAUCCAUCCUUCUCAGAUGACUAUAUUCAAAAGUUUGAUUCUUUUCAUUUUUUUUUUUUUAAAGCAAUUUAUUGGGUUUUACAAUAAUAAUAAACAUAAUAAACAAUAUAACAUUUGUCUUAACAUAGUUUCACAUUUUCUUUGGACUUCCUCACAUCCCCCGCUCCCACUUUCAUCGUUAUAACAUUUUGUCAGCAAUUUAUCAUCUUAUUUAAAUUCUUAUAUCUCUUCAAUGUUUCAUAAUCUUAUAGUUCUCAUAAAGAGUUAAACUUUCACAAUCUUACUUAUUUUCUUAAAAACUUCUAAGUUAAGUGGUGCUCAGUUAUUUAGUCUAGCGUCUUAUUUAGCAUUCACUCAAAUCACAAUAUUUUUGUAGAUAGUUCUUAAAUUUCUUCCAAUCCUCCUCGAUUCUCUCUUCUCCCAGGUCACGGAUUCUGCCGGUCAUUUCAGCCAGUUCCAUGUAGUCUAUCAGUUGCAUCUGCCAUUCUUCCAGUGUGGGUAAAUCUUGAGUUUUCCAAUGUUUUGCAAGAAGUAUCCUUGCUGCUGUUGUUGCAUACAUAAAAAAAUGUCUGGUCCUUCUUUGCCACCCCUUGGCUGACAAUACCCAGAAGGAAGGCCUCUGGUUUCUUGGUAAAGGUAUAUUUAAAUACCUUUUUCAAUUCAUUAUAAAUCAUUUCCCAGAACGCCUUCACUUUAGGGCAGGUCCACCAGAGGUGGAAGAACGUUCCCUCACACUCUUUACAUUUCCAACACUUAUUAUCAGACAGGUGGUAAAUUUUUGCAAGUUUAACUGGGGUCAUAUACCAUCUAUAAAUCAUUUUCAUUACAUUUUCUUUCAGAGCGUUACAUGCAGUAAAUUUCAAUCCAUUACUCCACAACUUUUCCCAGUCCUCAAACAUAAUAUUAUACCCAAUGUCCUGUGCCCACCUUAUCAUAGCCGAUUUAACCAUUUCAUCUUGUGUAUUCCAUUCCAACAGCAAGUUAUACAUCCUUGAAAGUACCUUAGUCUUUGGUUCCAACAAUUCUGUUUCUAAUUUCGAUUUCUCCACCUGGAACCCUAGUUUCUUAUCAUUUUUAAAAACUUCUUUAAUCUGAGCAUAAUGUAACCAAUCUCGCACUUUGUCUUUCAUUUUCUCCAAACUCUGCAAUUUCCAAUUGUCUCCAUCUUUUUCUAGUAUCUCCCAAUAUUUUGGCCAUUUAGCCUCCAUAUUGGGUCUUUUCGGACCUUAGCUUCCAAAGGUGAAAGCCACCUUGGUGUUUUAUUUUCCAGCAAGUCUUUAUAUUUUGUCCAGACAUUAUACAAUGAUUUUCUGACAAUAUGGUUCUUGAAGGCCUUAUUUGCUUUAACUUUGUCAUACCAUAAAUAUGCAUGCCAUCCAAAAACAUUAUUAAACCCUUCCAAGUCCAACACAUCAGUGUCUUCAAGAAGUAGCCAGUCUUUUAGCCAGCAGAACGCUGCGGCUUCAUAAUACAACUUUAAGUCCGGCAGGGCAAAGCCCCUCUUUGUUUUACAUCGUUUAAUAUCUUAAACUUCAUUCUGGGCUUAUAGCCCUGCCAGACAAACUUCGAAAUAUCUCUCUGCCACUUCUGAAAGCACUCCGUUUUGUCCAAAACCUGAAGUGUUUGAAAUAAAAACAACAUCCUUGGCAAUACAUUCAUCUUAAUAGCAGCAAUUCGGCCUAACAAAGAAAGUUUCAAUUUUGACCAACUGUCUAGGUCUCUCUUAAUUUCUGUCCAACAUUUUUCAUAGUUAUCCUUAAAUAGACUUAGAUAGUGUGCUGUUAUGUUGCCCCCUAGGUAUUGUACUUUUUGAACCCCAUUAAGUUCCGUCUCAUUCUGAAACCGUUCUGACUCUGUAUCAGUCAAAUUUUUCCCCAAAACCUUAGUUUUCUGUUUAUUUAAUUUAAAUCCCGCCACCCGACCAAAAUCAUUAAUCAAUUGUAAUACUCUUUUCGUACUGGGCUCUGGCUUCUGCAAGGUCAAAACCAGGUCAUCUGCAAAAGCUUUUAGUUUAUAUUGUUUCUGACCAACCUGAAUUCCUUCCACCAACCGAUCCCCUCUAAUCAUGUUCAGUAGCACUUCCAGAACCGAAAUAAAUAACAAAGGGAAAUAGGGCAACCUUGUCGUGUCCCUUUUUCAAUUUUAAACUCUUCUGUAACCACAUUAUUAACUAUCAGUUUAGCUUUCUGUUCUGAAUAUAUCGCCUCAAUCCCAUUCUCAAAACCCCGUCCCACUCCCAUCUCUUUUAAAUUUCCCAUCAUAAAUUUCCAGGAAAUAUUGUCAAAGGCCUUCUCCGCAUCUAUAAAAAUUAAAACUGCUUUUGUAUUUAUAUCUGUUUGCAGAAGUUCCAAGAUGUCAAUAAUGUUCCUUGUGUUAGCAAACAGAUGUCUACCUGGGAGAAAACCGGCCUGGUCCUUAUGAAUUACUUCAUUUAAUACUUUUUUAAAUCUACUUGCCAAAAUGUCUGCAAAUAUUUUGUAAUCCACAUUUAAAAGAGAGAUGGGACGGUAGUUCUUCAGUUGUGUCUUUUCAGCUUCUAACUUUGGUAUUAAUGUGAUAAACGCUUCCUUCCACGAAUCCGGUGCCCUCUUCCCCUCGAUAAUUUCAUUGCUGACCUCCAUCAAGGGUUGUAUCAAAUAGUCUUUUAAUAUCUUAUAAUACUUGGAGGUCAGCCCAUCUGGCCCUGGAGAUUUGCCAAGUUGCAUGUUCUGAAUAGCUUGUUCAAUCUCCUGUCGUGUUAUUUUAGAGUUCAGGAUUGUCCUAUUUUCUUGUGACAAUUUAGAUAGUCCAUUUUUUGCUAAAAAUUGUUUAAUCUCAACUUCGUCUUGCGGCCCUUGGGUAUAUAAUUUUUUAAAAUAUCUCUGGAAACACUUUCUAAUAUCCACUGGAUUCUGAAUGUUUUUUCCGUCAACCUCUAAAUUUGUAACCGUGUUUAAUCUUUGUCUUCUCUUCAACUGCCAAGCUAGCAGUUUUCCACAUUUAUUCGCCGACUCAAACGUUUUUUGUUCAUUAAUUUAACCUUCCAUUCAAUUUCCUGAUUUAUCAAUUUAGAAUAUUGUGUUUGAUAGAGUUUAAUUUCUCUCAGAGUUGGCUGUGACUUUGGAUUCACUCUUAAUUUCUUCUCUAAUUCUUUUAAUUUGUCCAAGAUUUUAUCUUUUUUCUCAUUUUGUGUUCUUUUCUUUACUACAUUCUGUUGUAUCAAGAAUCCUCUCAUUACAGCUUUGCUUGCGUCCCAGACAAUUCUUUUUUCCACCGAAUUGUUCAUAUUUAUCUCAAAGUAGUCCUUCAAAACUUUUUGGGCCUUCUUGGUAAUUUCCUGAUCUCUAAACAAAUUGUCAUUCAUCUUCCAUCUAAAGGAUCCAGUUGGUAGUAGUGUCAUAUCCAUCUUUACUGCAUUAUGGUCAGAACAGGUCUUUGGGCAGAUUUCCACUUUUCUGACCUUAGGUGCCAGGCCUCUGGAAAUCCAUAUUUGGUCGAUUCUUGUCCAGGUCAGUUGGGCUUCAGAAAAGAAUGUUCCUUCUCUACCUAGUGGGUUCUUUGUCCUCCAAAUGUCAAUCAAAUCCAUAUUGUCAGUCAUUUCAAAAAAAGUUUUAGGUAGUCUGCCGUCUUUUGUAACAUUUUGACUUUGUGACUUGUCCAUGUUAGUUGACACGACCCCGUUCAUGUCUCCCAUCAUUAUGAUGUUGUUGUAAUCCAGAUAUUCCAGCAUUGUCCCCUGCAACUUCUUGUAAAAUUCCGAUUUCCCUUCGUUAGGUGCAUAGAUUCCUAAUAUCCAAAAGUUUGAUUCUUUUCAAAGUCACUGCCAAAACUGCACCUUAGGGACAGGUGUGCUGUAAGUGUUGCUGGCAAAGUCCAUUGGGUGGUGCCCAAGUUAGUGAGCAACAGGAAUUCACAGACCUUAACUCUUUGAAUUCUAAGUGUGUAUAUGUUUUAAAUAAAGUUGGGCGAAGAAUACUUAAGUGCCUUCAAGUCUAUUAAGGAAUGAGAUAUGGCAAUACUGCAUUCCAAAGCAAGGCAAGGAGCUCCACAGACUUCAGUGGGGCCUGCUAGGUUCUAACUGUGGCAAAGGGGAGCAUUAUGCAGAAGGUCUCACACUUUCUUCCUGCUGGUUGCAGCACUUGGGUGGGGUGGCAGAGGAGCUUUGUACAUGUGUGUGUUUGGUCACUGCAGUAGGAGUGGAGCUUCAGGCACAAGGUUGAGGGAAACCCUGCAGUAGAGCUAGGAUGGGAGACACAUCCACACCUGACUUCCUUAUUUCUUCCUUGCAGCAGGAUGCUCUACCAGAAGAGAUGGAAGUAGUAGAGGACCCUACAAUAGAGGUACGAGGUGAUGCAAUACCCCCCUCUUUUUAUGUGCUUUGUGGGAACAGAUGCAUUGGAAGAGGUGGGAUAAUGACUGAUGGGAAGUUCUAUGACCACCACGCAAACAAAUUGGGAUGGAUGCUCAGCAAACAGGUGGUCUGGAAGCAACCUAACACAUUUUCUAUGGCAUAUAUGUUCAAUGGACUGCAAUCUGCUUACGCCAUAAUAAAUAUGUUAGUCUUUAGGUACCUCAAGACUCUUUGCUCUCUUUUUUUGCUAAAACAAACUAACACAGCUAUCCUUCCGGAAAUAGUUGCUUCAGAUCACCAUUUCUCAAGAUCGGUCUUUUUAUUCAUUUUAUUAUGAGUUAAGAGCUUUCAGACUGCUUGCUUGAAAUUUAAGGGUGAUCAGAAGAGGAACGGAACUGCAGCUGGAAGCCCUGUUGAAAGGUGGGGCCUGUAACGCAGUCACAGUGUGGAGCGCUCUUGUUCAGGGUUCCAGCUAGUCACCAGUCAACCAUACCUCUCCUAGGACACCCCAUUCCGUUCCAUUUCCCCUCCCCCCUGUUUUCUGUAUCCUCCACCCACAACAACCAGCUGUGCCCAUUGAGUGUGUUCAGUCCUCAUUGAAUUGCUCAAGAGUCCCUUCCCCUACUUUUAUAGUUCGCUCCCUAAAAAUUGUGCUUCUCCAAAUCUUCCUCAAAGACUCCUGUGCUAUUUGGCUACAUUUUAGAGUAUGAACUCACUAUUGGCAUAUAGUAUACUAAAUACCUCAAGGACCACCUCUUCCCAUAUGAACCAAACCAGAUCAUCAUCUGAGGCCCUUCUUUCUGUGCCUCCUUCAUGAGAGACCAGAUGGUGGCAACGUGAGAACAGGCCUUUUCUGUGGUGGUUCCCCGUUUGUGGAAUGCUCUCCCCAGGGAGACUUGCCUGGCACCUUCGUUACAUAUCUUUAGCACCAGGCAAAAACAUUCCUCUUCUCCCAGGCCUUUGGCUAAUUAAACAAUCUAUGGCCCUUUAAAUUGGAGGGGGGUGUUGUUUUUGUUUGUUAUUAUGCAUUUUCAACCACCCUGUAAUCUUCAGGUGAAGGGCUGUAUAGAAAUUUAAUUAUUAUUAAUAAUAAUACCUCAAGUUGGCUCUUCUUUCAUGAAAGGAAAUUAACUCUAGAGACAUUUCCCUGACCUCCGGCUUCCUAAUGCUGUGAGUCUCUCUUUGAACAGCCUAUUUGAGUGGGUAUGGUUGCUAUGUCGCAACAGGCUUCCAGGUUGUCAUCAACCAGAACACAACAAUAACUGACCUUAUUCCACCUCUCUUCCCAGGAACCUGUGGGUAUCAACCCCGUUCAGGUGGAGGUUGGAGAGUUUGAAGAGCCCACUGUGGAUGUGGAGGAGAUUGUUGCUGAAAGUAAGCAGUACUCUGGAUAUUAUACUUUAAACCUGCAAUGUUUUAUAUGUACACAUAAUAUUAGCAGGGCCAGCCCAAAACAUUUUGGCACCUGACAUCCUGCCACCUGAGGCGGUUGCCUCACCUUGCCUCAAGGGUGGACCAGCCCUGUAUAUAAGAAUGCAUAUUAUAUAGAAAUGCAAAAAACUGAAGAAAAGGGGUUGUUGCAGCAGCCCUGGUAUGCUCAUGCCAGAUGAUGUUUCUUGCUACUGUCAUUUAAGUCCCGCCUUCCCAGUCUUACAUCCUGAAGACCCGACAGCAUCACUCUCUCCAUAGGCUGCUUUAAGUUGCAAGGGGUAUCACUUUAAAGGACCACAGAGGGAAGGAAAUGGUCUGUGAACCACAUGCUCCCUCUGAGGCCAGUCCUUACUCCAUUUCAGCCAUGCAGAGUGUGUUUACAGAUAUCUAUCUGUUUUUUAGGCUUGGGAAAGAUUCGAAGUACAUUAGAUGGUGGCAGUAAGGUAUUACUCUUUCAGAAGAGAAUGCUGACACUUGCAACUCAACUCCAAUACAUCAGUUAAGGAGUUCUGGUCAUUCCUGUGCUGCCCUAGUUAGAGACAAACAUAGACUAUUGGACUAUAUGCCUUGCUCCAUAAAAUAAAUAUGUUAGCCUAUCCUACAUCUGAUGAGCCAAGCAAACACUACGCUGGAUGGCUCAGACACUACUGUUGGUGAAAAGGCUGAGUAUAUCUCUCCAUGGCUAGUUUUCCAGGGGUUUUUUAAUAGUGAGGAACCACUGACACUGUUUUGGCUUCAAAAAUUGCUUUUCUUCCUGGUCUUGCUUAGAUCCUUGCCAGAACUAUCACUGCAAGCAUGGCAAAGUCUGUGAAUUGGACGAAAACAACACCCCUAUGUGUGUGUGCCAGGAUCCUUCCAGCUGCCCAGCCAGCACUGCAGUGUUUGAGAAGGUGAGCAGAGAAGAUGAGUGAAGUCAGGCCAACAGAGCAAACUGACAAAAGUGGAGGUCUUGGGAACAGUGAUUGCUUAUAGCCUCAGUUAUAUCUUAGCUUUAGCAUAGCAGCUGAUGCAUCUCUGAGGUUUCUCCCAGUAACAUCUGUAACUUCUGGUGAGGGCAUAUCACAUAGUUAAGUACCAUGCUACCAAUGAAGGGUGUUUUGCAAGUUUGGUAUAUAGCCACGUCAUGGAACCUGGCUGCAUGAAAGGAAGCUGCAGGAGUUACUGAGAAAGGGAUGUGAGCAGUGACAGGAGAGUGGCCACCAUGCCACUGGACAGAAUGAGUGCAGCUUGUCAUUCUUCUGAAUCUUUCAGUGGUUUUGUCAGAUACUGACUAUCAAGUCUUCCUCAACAGCCCAUGACACAUGGAGUGAGAGGCCCUGCCUGGCAAUAGUUCUUCCCCUACCUGAUGGGUCAGUGCCAAGAGUGACCCCAUCAAAUCCAGGGUUGCAGUCCAAUCCUGAAAUGAAUCGAAAGUGGAGUUAUGGGCUGGAUAAGGAUUGCCAAGUAGAGGCUUUAUGAAUACCUGAUAGACAUUUGAGCUUGUCUAGCUCUGGAAGGUUAUUGAUGUUGUCCUAGAUGGGGAGAAAGAUGGAUCCAUGCCACAUUUGAGCACUUCAUCUUUCUAAUGCAACUAACCCUUUUCACAAAGGUAUGUGGCACUGACAACAAGACCUAUGACACCUCUUGCCACUUCUUUGCCACCAAAUGCACUUUGGAGGGAACCAAGAAAGGACACAAGCUUCACCUGGACUACAUUGGACCUUGCAAAUGUGAGUUUUCAUCCUCAUGCUGCAGAACAAAAUCUAUUCAGAAGGCAACUACAGUGGUACCUCGGAUUAAGUACUUAAUUCAUUCCGGAGGUCCGUUCUUAACCUGAAAUUGUUCUUAACCUGAAGCACCACUUUAGCUAAUGGGGCCUCCCGCUGCCGCCGCGCUGCUGGAGCACGACCUUUGUCCUGAAGCAAAGUUCUUAACCUGAGGUACUAUUUCUGGGUUAGCAGAGUCUGUAACCUGAGGUGGGUGUAACCCGAGGUACCACUGUAAUCAACAUCUGCUUUCCAGAUGUUGUGGCACUACAGCUCCCAUCAUCAUUGACCAUUGGCUAUGCUGCCUAGUGCUGUUGGGAGCUGUAUCAUGACAUCAUCUCUAGAAAGCACCACAUUGGCUACACCUAGUCUAUAUUCAACUAUAUUUUCAGAAUUUGUGGCUCCGGCGUCCAUGUGAUCUAAGGAAUAGCAAAAAACACUACAUCAAGUUAUGUUAGCAUGGAGAUCUACAUAUCAAUGUGGGUCACAAAUAAAUAAGGCUUGGAUAAUGGGCAUCCUGAAGACUGUUCAUUCACAGGGGUGCACAACACUAGCACAUGCUGAAAAAAUAAAAACGAUAAAAAUAAUAGUUUUAAAAAACAAAAUACUUAGGUCAUUCUGUGCCUGCAUCAUGUGCCUGCAUUCAUAACAGUCAAGCAACAGAUUCUAGGAAAUGUGCUGGGAAAACUGACCCAUAGGUCAGCCCAAAGGCAUGGCACCUACCAUCUUGGUUACCUCAGCCAUUGUGCUCACUGGUCCAAUAAACCAGGAACAAACCUUGCCUAGAGCUUGUGGUUUGUCUAUUGUGAGACAAACCACAAGCCUGCUUUUGGUUGUAAUGCUAAUCCAAACCUCAACAUAGCCCCAGGUAACAAGACAAAAGCAGAACCAGGGGAGGAGCACUGUGGUUGAGAUUUCGGCUCUGGGAACCUACACAUUUGCUAGUCUGUGCUGUGCCGUGGCUUGGCUUAGCAUUACAUGUGAACUUAGUCUCUGUCAGAGAAAGGUGGCUUGGACUCCAUUAAUCAUCUGCACCUGAAGAAGCGGAAUAGCUAGGAAAUGUCUGUAGGCUGCUCAGCUACAGCAACACAUCUGAAAACACAACCUAGAUCUCUGUCUAGCCAAGAUUUCCAUGACCCUGCUCACUGGUAGAGAGGUUUUAUAAAGUUUCCAUAUUUCAUUGCAUGCUUCAUAAUUGCAGCUUAUUUUGGGUGUAAGAUUUCACAGGGGGGAGAAAAUGACAUAACCAGUUCCUCAGGUGUGAUCGUCAGAGAAUGCAUGAUCAAGAUGGUUCUGCAAUGUUGGGUGUUGGCCUUCAGCUUUGUUUGGUCCCUAACUAUAAGGCAAACGUGAUCCUCUGUAUCCUGUAAAUAGAAAAUGGUCUAUUUACCAUGCUGUAAAGUUCUGCUAUAGGCUUUCAGUGGAUUUUGUGAUGUCUCUUACAUGACACCCCAGGUGACAAACAAGUGAUAAAGUACUCAUUCAAGAGCCUUCUCAUCUCCAGCAUCUUUCUACAUCUAUCUCUAACCACAAGCCUGUAGAAUGAGACAGCUUCUAUUUUGCAGGCAUUGUCCUUGUCCUAGCUCAAGGUAUCCACAGUUGCUUCAGUGGCUGUGAUGAUUUCCUGUUUCCAGGGGCUCCACUAUGGAUGCCUUGUGCAACUAACAAUCGCUCAUUUAAGCAUGCAGGCAAACAUGUUGAAUAAAUUGUAAACAUAUCACCAGCCCAACUUUUGAGCAGAUGGAAUGGAGUUAGAUCAGGUCAGAACACAGAAAGUGUGGUCAAGGCGGCUUAACUGUGUUAAGUGUUGGAAGGAUAUUUUUAUUUUCAAGUGGUCUCUAAGUUUAAGGCAAGAAGCGGCCUUUGCAGCCAACAGAAAGAAAUACUUUAAUAUCUUCUCCUCCAGACUGGAUUAACCUGAUAGCUAGUAAGUCCUAGAUUAAUUUUAAAAAACAAACACAGACAUUUAAGCACUGAACCCAUGGAUGGUUGAUGGAGUUAGAUAAAUGUUUUCCUCCUGGAAUGCUAUUUUCUGCUGCUUGUGAAAGGCAAGCUUAUACUUUCCUGUUUUGUACAAAAUGAAAAACUUAAGAAGGUAAAAAGUUCAAAGACAAACAAACCUGGAUCAAUCCACAAGCUGUUUAUUAUCUCAGGUUAAUCCUAAAGUUGGUUCUGAUGUCAGGGUGCAGAAAGAGAGUACUGGCUUGAAGAGAUUUUGGGGAGGUUUCUAUGGGGAUGAAUGGCAUCCCCAUCGAAACUUGCAGAAUGGGUCCCUUUUUUGCAUUGUUAGCAAAAAUAAAAUUGUGCAAACUUUUUGAAUGCAGUGGCUCUCUUUGCUAUAAUGCGUAUCGCUAUCUAAUAAUUUCUGUGCCGUUGUUAGGUAGAGUCAGUGUUUCAUGGUUAAAGACAAUAAAUAUGGCUUGUCCUUGACUGUAAAUGAGCUAAUGGGUCUCUGGUUGGGUUUCAGUCAUUCCUGAGUGCCUCGACACCGAGCUGAGUGAAUUCCCCCUGCGUAUGCGUGACUGGCUGAAGAAUGUGUUGGUCACCCUGUAUGAGCGGGAUGAAGACAACAACCUCCUGACCGAGAAGCAGAAACUCAGGGUGAGCUACAGCUCCACAUAAACAACCAUCCCCAUAGCUUACAUGGUGCACAAAGGUGGAGUCUUCCUAUAUUGUUAUUUUUCAUGGUUAUGGAUCUACCACUCCAUCGCAGCAAGGCCAACACAUCAUAUCACAUCACACAUGAGUGAAUAUAGGCAGCCCACCUGUUCAAAGAAAACACUCCCUGCCCCCAAAGUGCACCUAAUAUUUUUCAAGUGUAUGCCUAAACAUAUAACAUAUGAAUAUAACAACUGUGUUUGAAAACAUGUGUGUCUCACCAGCACACCCAUUAGAGCCAGGAUUACAUCUGUAACAGAUUCAUACCCAGCACACACUUCUGGCAAGUCUGGUUCUUCUGACACACAAUGCAUGACAUGACCUUAGCUGCUCAAAUGUGGUGCGCAGCAUGCCAUUCACAAAGCCUGUCCUGUGUCACCAGCCAUUGUGUGUCUUGCAUUACCUUCAUAUGCUGGUGUAUUCCACCAGAUAGAAACUUCUCUUGGACAGCAUGUCAUGCCCCUCUUCCUGUACAUUUCCGCCAGUAAUUCACUGCUCUGUGGCUCUUCUUUGGCCAUCUCAGGAUGAAAUACAAGAUAUUGCCCACUUUACCCCAGGAGAAAGGCUCUGAUGGUAGCUUCAGACUAAUUUCUUUUUUAAUGCAAAUUGUAUCUUGAUGAAUAGGUGAAAAAGAUCCACGAGAAUGAGAAGCGCCUGGAAGCUGGAGACCACACAGUGGAACUGCUGACCCGUGAUUUUGAGAAGAACUACAACAUGUACAUCUUCCCUGUGCAUUGGCAAUUUGGUCAGCUGGACCAGCACCCCGUCGAUGGGUAUGUACCCACCCACUUCCCUAGCCUGUGAUAAACUCUAGCAGAGACAAGUCACAUUCGUAUUAGAUCACAAGCAAAAUUCUAUUUUUUAUAACCUUCAUUAGCCCUCAUCAAGCAAGGCUUAAAAUAAUAAAUAGCCUAAGAUACAAGAACCAAGUCCCUUAUUUAUCUUAGGUGUAAAAUAGCCUGCACUCAGCUCUUUGAAAAGCUACUUUGUUAGCAGAGGUCAGAGUGGUGUUUACUAUGAAAGAUGGGCACCUUCCCUUACUGCAUGACUGUGCCACAAAUCAAGCAUUUGGCUUUCAGCCUGCUAAGCAGUACAUCCUUCAGAUUCUCAGGAUUCCUAAAUUUAACUUUUAAAAACAGAAAAGGGAGUGUCUGCUGAAGGCUCUGGUAUCAAUGGAUAGAGAGUACAGCCCAUCCAUUUAAAGGGCUGGUUUCAGGGCAUUCUCCAUCCACAUAAUGUCCUUCAGGUUUGGGUAAUGGGAUGUUUUGCAGGUCCUUCCAUUUCUUAGAUAAGACUCCUCCACAAAAUGAGAGAGAUUUCCCAAAGAACAAGAUAUCUUUGGUAUAUAAAGCCUGAUCCAUAUGUUCUCCAAAUGGCAUGGUGCAUCAUGACUGCGUCCUGCGAUGCUCCAGUAAUGUACGAAAUGAGAAAAUCACAGGAGAAGAAUGGAGCACAUGGAAAGUCCCUAGAUUAGUUUUUGUUUCCUUUCAUACAUUACUAGACUGGCAAAAGUCAGGGGGUUGGAGCAGAUGCCCAUUCCAGCUCUUAUGAUCCUAUGAUAGGUCACAUAUACAGGAAACUGGCCUCCAUGAAGCUUGGAUAAUGUAUGACUAGGAAACAGGCCUCAGUCCAAUAUAAAAGGGGGGAAUUGCUGCCAGGCACAAGAAGAGAUGGGAGCACCAGUGGCUUGAAUUGCUAGCAUGGAUUGACCUAGCCCAAACUUAAGCCCACAGGUAUGUGCUCAUUGUCUUAAUGGCACAAUGGAGCCAGAACAUAGAAGCCUUUCUAUUGAAUGGACAUGAGAAUGAGCCCCAAAAUAUAAAGGAAAGGUAUGAUUGGGUGGGAGUGGAGGACCAGAGCGAAGGGAUUGUUGCCUCUGUCCUUUCUGCCAAUCUAGUGAAAACUGCGGUUGAUGGUAAUUUUAGGGUGUUGUUGUUGUUGUGACCGCCUUGAUGCUCCUUCUUUCAGGUAUCUGUCCCACACUGAGCUGGCCCCACUGAGAGCUCCCCUCAUCCCCAUGGAGCACUGCACCACCCGCUUCUUUGAAACAUGUGAUCUAGACAAUGACAAGUACAUCGCUCUUGAGGAAUGGGGCAGCUGCUUUGGCAUUAAGGAGAGUAAGUAUGCUGCACACCAGGGCUAAGGCAUCACUGGGACUUCACUAGAGGAAAGGGGGUGGGGCUCCCAAUUGCAAACAUCUCCUGAUGAUUCCAGACCAAGAGCACUAGGGAGAUACACCAGAAAUAAAAGCACUUGCAUAAAAGGAGCUUGCCACGCCUAACACUGCAGUCCUCUAUAGGUCCGCUCAGUAGUAAAUCCCACUGAGUUCCAUGGGUUUUAGUCCCGGGUAAGUGAUUAUAGGAUUGAAACCAGAGCAACUUCAUAAACUAGCCCAGUUGGUGGCACACCUGAUGAGCGCUGGGAUCUACUCUGGAACUCCUUGACAGUCUGCCUCUUUUAUUUCACUUGUACCCCAGUCUUUCUCCAAGGAAUUAAAAGCAGCUUACCUUUGGUUGUCAGGCUGCCUUCGCUGUUAGACAGCUUGUGGGGAUAACCCUGCUUAGCUUUGGCAGUGGGACCAGGUCAACACUCUGGUCAAGCUUAAGAGCCAGCCCACGCAUUAGGUGGGGUGAUGUAGCUGCCUCAGGUGGCAGAAAUGCAAGAGGCAGCCACCGAAAAAGCAACCCAGGUAAGUGAAGUGGUGGUGGCAGGGCAGCACAGUAUUGUGAUGCACAGCUUUGCUGCUGGGGAGCCCCUAAGGGUGGAGAGAGGCCUUCUGCAGAACGCCUUACUCGCAGUGAGUCUCAGUGAGAGGGAGGUGUUUAAGAAGCCCUUGCGGGGUUUGCCCCUCUCCCUGCCCAGUGGCAAGGCUUUGAAAGGGCUCUUGCUUGAGGGGAACCCCUUCCGCAGCCUCACACCCCCACCAUGGAGGCAUUAGCAGGAUGUCUCAGGUCACCCCUACCAAGCACUCAGUGCUAUCUCUUCCCUCAGUAGGGCUGUAUCCUGCAGAGAACUAUGGCCCCAUCUGCACUGUACAUUUAAAGCAGCAUCAUAUCACUUUAAACAGCCAUGGCUUGCCCCAAAGAAUGCUGGGAACUGUAGUUUGUGAAAGGUGAUGUGAAUUGUUAGGAGACCCCUAUUCCCAGAGCUGCAGUUCCCAGAGUUCCCUGGAAAGAUAAAUUAAUUGUUAAACCACUCCUGGGAAUUGCAGAUUUCUGAGGGGAAUAGGGGCCUCAUAACAGGAUGUGGAAGAAACAUCAACAGGCAAAUGGGGCAGCUGGUUUGGGCAGGGGUGGUCGGCUGGGCUGGCAGGCAGGGAUUAAGGGUGGAUUUUUCAAUAAACACUCACAUACAUAUUGGGGAAUAACACUGUGCAGAUUCACGUACAACGUGUUCUUACACCAUGUCUUUCUUCUUCUUUUGCAGAGGAUAUUGACAAGGAUCUCGUGAUCUAA